Messenger RNA from Podarcis lilfordi (Lilford's wall lizard), 61591 nucleotides. The record is from the annotation of a GenBank genome assembly. Lineage: Eukaryota; Metazoa; Chordata; Lepidosauria; Squamata; Lacertidae.
CUUCACUCUGAUGUUGAUAAAGGAGAUGGCUCCAUCAAAUACAUCUUGUCAGGAGAAGGGGCAAGUUCCAUUUUCAUUAUUGAUGAGAACACGGGGGAUAUUCAUGCUACAAAGAGGCUUGAUCGGGAGGAACAAGCCUACUACACCCUCCGAGCACAAGCACUAGAUAGACUGACAAGUAAACCCGUGGAACCAGAGUCAGAAUUCGUCAUUAAGAUUCAGGACAUCAAUGACAAUGAACCUAAAUUUCUGGAUGGCCCUUACACUGCUGGCGUGCCUGAAAUGUCUCCUGUGGGUAAGUACUUGCAGUUGAAAACCAAUUCUUGUUUUUCUUUUCAUUAUUUGCUUUUUCAAUAUUUUCUUUCUUCCUAUUGCUUAUUGCUUUAUCACACUACUGUGUUGUCUGUGACUUACUUCUCUUGAGUAAAAGCCAAGCUUGAACCCACCCCUGAAAUCUGCUAAUCCAUGACAUGCAACACUUAAAGUUUCUAGAUGAAUAUUUCAAGAAUAAGGGAGGGAGCGCAUCUGUGAAACUAUUUUCUGAAACAGAUAAAAGGUAUCAUGCAUUCAAUUGGCAACCGAAAUAAUCAGGUGACUGAAGAAACUAAAAUAUGGUUUUGUAGAACUGGAACAGGUUUCAGUGAUUGGGGCUGUUUAGUUUAGAAACAAUAAACUAUGUGAGGGAUGGAACAGGAUGGAGGUGUAUGAAAUCAAACAUGUUGUGUAGAAAAUGCACAUAUAAAUGUUUUUCUUCCAUUUAUAACGCUAGAAUGAGGAGUCAUCUAAUCAUUGAAUGUUGAACUAUUCGGAAUAGACAAAAGAAAGUGCUGCACAACACAGUGCCUCUUAAACUGUGGAAUUCUCCUCCAUAAGAUGUAGUGAUGGCCACCAAAGGAGAUUAGGCAAAUUCAGAUUCAAAGAGGAUGGGAUAGGACUAAACAGGUAGUGAUGGCUAUAUGCCACCUUCAGGAUCAGUGGUAGCAUUCCUUUGUACAGUAUACCAGUCAGUGGAAAACAGAAGGGGGCUCUUGCCUUUAUGUCUGGGCUACUCACGGGCAACUGGUUGGCCUUCGUGAGAAACUGGAUACUGAGCAAGGGAGAUAUUAGUUCUGAACCAUAUGUACCAUAUGUUCUUAAGGGACAUUUUUGAAGAUUAAUUUGAAGUGCUUUAAAAACGUUAAUUUGAUGUUGCACCCUAAGUGGUCCUUCAAUGGCCUCAUCAGGAGAAGUCCCUAGGUACCAAUCCAUGAUUGUCCACACGUCUCUCCUUCACCUUAAAGAAGCAAAUAAAACAGCCUGUUGAAAUGUAGUAAUUUGGUAUUGUCACUGAUUGCUAAAUAUUGAAAGAGUUAGUCAUUAUUAAUAUCAUUGUUGUCAGUCAAUAUGAGCUUGGGUUUUUAGGUACUACUUGUGUAUUUGGCUAUUGUUCCUUCUCAGGAAUAGGAAGAAGAUAUCAUCAGUUUCUGAUAAGUAUUCCAUGUUCAGUCUCAACAGACUAUUAUCUGGGUGUUUCAUUUUUCCCUUGUAGAGUAACUGGUGUCUAUCUUGUCCAUUGAGUUUGAUAUACACUCUCUCUCACACAGUUCUAAAUGUGUUAGUUCUCUCACUGAAUUGUGCUGGUUAUAAAAACAUAAUUUCUUUCACUUUAAUAACCUUAAGAUACCAUUUCCCCCCCUGGAUCAGGUCACUUUAGAAAGACAUUCAUCUCUAGAGUUUGGGCAGGUAUUCUACCUGUUACUAAUUAAGCUAGUCUCUAUAUCAGGGGUAGUCAACCUUUUUAUACCUACCACCCACUAAUGCAUUUUUCUUGAUGGUAAAAUUUCCUUACCGCCCACCAGUGCUGCAGUAACAUGUAGCGUAGAACCCCCUACUGCCCACCUGGAAUCCUGAAAUGCCCACUAGUGGGCAGUAGGGACCAGGGUGACCACCCUUGCUCUAUACAGUAGCUAUCAGUGUGUUGAACUGUAGCUUAAAAUAACAAUAUGUGGGCUGUUCUGUGUCAAUAUUUUCUUUGCAGUCUAUACUGCUCUAACUGCCUCCCUUUUUGCUUCAAGAUAGUGGUGGCUUUUGGUAAUAUGGUUAAAAAUGUCUGGAAUGAUGGGAAUUCUUCUGCUGUAAAUUGAGUUGCAUUGUCAGUCAUGAGUUCAUGUGGCGAGCCCAAGUCAACAAAGGUAUUGCUCAGCUGUGCAGCAAGCCUAUAGCAUGCAAGAGUAGGCAAAUGAGUAUAUUGAUACCCCUAGAAUAGUAGCCCACAAUAACCAGAUAAUAUCACCUUCCCAGGUCAGUUGUGAGCCCCAAAUGCAUAAAAGUCCAUUGCUUUGUGUUGAUCAAGUUCUUUAGCAGUCACAGGGUAGAGUUUUGUUAUUUACGUCAUAUCAAAUUCCAGUCUACCAUACUGUAUUCUUGGCCCCUUUACAACAUUUGGUUAGACCCUGAUAUCCUUGUUGGAUGAGGUCUACGAACUUCUCCUUGUAUAUCAUGGUGCAACAAUAUAGGGUUUUUUUUGCUUUUGCUUACUUGCUUGUUUGUUUUGCUCUUAGGCCUUUCAGUUCACUCAGUUGCAGACAGACAGAAGAGUACUUCCUAGCAUACUCUUCAGAUCGUUUCUCUUCAGAUCGUAUAAAUCUUUCCCCUUUUUGAAGAGUACUUCCUAGUAAUCUCUGAGGUAUUGCUAAGGUAUUCAGGUCCCCCUGAUCUAAUAUAGUGUAGGAUUUAUCCAUGAGUAGAUGUCUACAUCUGACAAGCCUGUUUUAGAAUGCUGAUAGAGAAGUACACAUAGUAUGUGCCUUGACUUCUCUCUUUCACUUGCAAGUCCCUGUUUGCACUGUGGGCUUCAUAAUAAUGCAUCUGCUAUGGAUGCCUGUUUUUGUCUUCUAACGUACUUGUCUACUGAAUUGAAUCUCAUCAUUGUUAGUAGAAGAUGCUGGCCUAGUAAUGUACUUGAACCAAACAUUUUUCUUAAAUCAAGGUCACCAAGGGUUUAUAGUCUGUGAAGAGUCUGAACGAAAGUAGAUCACAUAGGCAUCUAUAAAAGCUUUACAGUGCCCAAACACUAGCGAAACAUUCUCUCUUUUCACCCCCUUCAAAUUUGUGCAUAGCAUUUUUCUGCUUCAGUAAGAGGUUAGGUAAGCGGUCUGGAACAGAAUGCAGUGAUCUUGCAUUCUGAACUAGGCAGAUGCGGUGGCAUCACACCUUAUUCAAAACUCCUUGCAAGAAGAAGAAGAAGAAGAAGAAGAAGAACUUGUUGGCAUCACAAAAAGUAUAAGAUUGGCUAUCAGAAGUUGUGUGCCCUUUAUAUUUGUAAAGGUAGCCUCCUGAACUAUCUCCCAAGCCUGGUCAUUGUGGAUUUCAGUAAAAGGUUUAGUGGCUGUGCUUCUUUGUGCCUCUUUGAAGACGUCUUUUGAAUAUUUAUUGAUUUUAGUUAGAAGAAUUUAUAAAGCACUCAGUCAGAGAGUCCCUAUGUGGUGAACCUAAAGCAUAGAAUAGAAUAGAAUCAUAGAAUCCUGGAGUUGGAAGAGACCACAAGGGCCAUCGAGUCCAACCCCCUGCCAAGCAGGAAACACCAUCAGAGCACUCCUGACAUAUGGUUGUCAAGCCUCUGCUUAAAGACCUCCAAGGAAGGAGACUCCACCACACUCCUUGGCAGCAAAUUCCACUGUCGAACAGCUCUUACUGUCAGGAAGUUCUUCCUAAUGUUUAGGUGGAAUCUUCUUUCUUGUAGUUUGGAUCCAUUGCUCCGUGUCCGCUUCUCUGGAGCAGCAGAAAACAACCUUUCUCCCUCCUCUAUGUGACAUCCUUUUAUAUAUUUGAACAUGGCUAUCAUAUCACGCCUUAACCUCCUCUUCUCCAGGCUAAACAUGCCCAGCUCCCUUAGCCGUUCCUCAUAAGGCAUCGUUUCCAGGCCUUUGACCAUUUUGGUUGCCCUCCUCUGGACACGUUCCAGUUUGUCAGUGUCCUUCUUGAACUGUGGUGCCCAGAACUGGACACAGUACUCCAAGUGAGGUCUGACCAGAGCAGAAUACAGUGGCACUAUUACUUCCCUUGAUCUAGAUGCUAUACUCCUAUUGAUGCAGCCCAGAAUUGCAUUGGCUUUUUAGCUGCCGCGUCACACUGUUGGCUCAUGUCAAGUUUGUGGUCAACCAAGACUCCUAGAUCCUUUUCACAUGUACUGCUCUCAAUCCAGGUGUCACCCAUCUUGUAUUUGUGCCUCUCAUUUUUUUUGCCCAAGUGCAAUACUUUACAUUUCUCCCUGUUAAAAUUCAUCUUGUUUGUUUUUGCCCAGUUCUCUAAUCUGUCAAGGUCGUUUUGAAGUGUGAUCCUGUCCUCUGGGAUUACAAAUAAAACCAAUAAUGUUUAGAAACAGCUAUAUGUAACUUGUUAACAUGUCCAGGUAAGCUUGAUGUUUGUUUGUUUUUUAAGCUCUUGCAUUAAGCAGGACAAUGAAGAUGUUCAGCAGUGUCAGAAAGCAUCUUGGUUCUGUAAUGUUAGUCAGUGCUUACAACUCUCUGGACAAUGUCCUUUUCUAGGCCUGUCCUUGUCCCAUAUUGUGUGAUUACUUGACCCAAGAACUGCAUUUCAACUUUGCAUCAAUUAGUUUGGUCCAGAUUCAAGGAGACUGUUCCAUAAGAUGACCAGAAUUUUGUCAUAGUCUUCCAUUGAUGUAUUAGGAUGUGUAUUAGGAUCUUGUCCACUAAUACCACAGCUCCUUUUGUGUUUCUAAGGAGCCUUGUCAUCUUUCUUUGAAAAAUCCUGGGAGAACUUGUGAUUCCAAAUGACAGACAUUGAAAACAAUAUCCCAAAGGACAUGAUAAAUUUAGUCAGUUCACCACUCAGUUUUGUCAAAGGUGUUUGCCAGAAACUGCUGGAGGCAUCCAAUUUGGAAACUACUUUGGCUCCUGUCACUUUGGGGAAAAGGUCAUCUAGCAUUGGGAGUACAUAUUUUUCUCUGACUACAGCUUCAUUAAGUUUUUAAAGAUCUAGACAGGUGUGCGUUUUCCCAUUUUUCUUGAUGACAGGGAGCAUUGGUUCAUACCGUGAGGUGAGCUCAGUCAUUUGCUUAAGUGUGCUCCUUUCUUUUAUCCUUCCUAGCACCAUUUCUACAUUGUGAUAUAGUUGAAUAGAUAUUCUGUGGCUGUUCGUACGUAGUAUUGUUUGGCCACAGAUCUUAAAGCAGAGUCCACAAUGUCUCAUUUUCUUAGGCAGUUGUUGUCAAACAGUCCUAUUUCUCCCACAACUUUUAGUAGCCCCAUUUAGGCAGCUAUUUCAUGACUGGGGAUUGUAUGGCAGACAGAAACGGCUCAUCCGUGUAGCUUGUUAGUGUAGUAGAGCAUCCAAAAGCUUGUAUAUAUUCCUUGGGCUGUGUAAAACAAUUGCUGCCUUUUGCACAUCUGUGAGUGCUCUGGAAUUUUGCAUAGGCCUUCUCUGAAAUAAGUGUAAGAUAAGCUCCUAGAUGUAUUUUGAAAUUAAUAGCAUUUUGACUGGUAGUUAAGUUUAUUUUCCAAGGAGGGUCAGUGUCCUUACACAACAUAUACUUUAAGAAAAAAUGCCUGUAGACCACUGUGGUGAGUUGUUGCACUACCUGAAUACAACAGGUCUCUGGAUGAUGUCCUUCUCUAGGCCUAUAACGAUAGUAAAAUGUCCUGUCUUCAAAUACUUUCUGCACUAUGCUCCUCUAGCUUGACUUUUGUAAUUGGUUUUUGUGAAUUGCAUAGAGAAUUUUGAUCAAUGGGUUGUCUAGAAAUGGCAUUAAAUCAAUAAAUAUGGCUUUGUAAAGAGUUACAUCCUCUUACAGUUGCAUACUUUCAGAAAGCACUUGGUCUAUAAUUCCAAACACCAAUUUGUCUUUAGAAUCUUCAAGCUCACUGUGUUCAUCCUGUUAAUUCAUGAUAUUUAUGGCCCUCCUCAGCAAAGGUAAAGGAUUUAAAAACAUUGUUAGCUCCCCACACCUGUACCAUAAAGGAAUGAGCACAAUUCCUUUCUCUCUGGAGCUUUUUUGGUCAGGCAAAGGUAAACAAAUUUGACUCUUUUCUUCAGGAUUCUCUAAACUGGAACCUUCUGGUCCAGGAACUGUGCCUAGAGUUGGGUGAAUCUCUCAUCUUUUCAGUCCUAAGUUCAGUUCUCCACAUUUUUAUAUGAAAAUCAGCAUUUUUGUGUGAAUUUAUUCUAAUGCACACAUUUUUCUUUGCAGUUUUGUUCAUUAUUCAUUUUUGCAAAGCAAUUUUCCCUAAUAUAAUGCCUUUCUGUAUAUCAUGUUCACUAAUAUAUGCAUUUUUGUACACAUUGCUUGUCUGGAGGAUACCACUAAAAAUACAGAGAAGUGUAAAUUUGGGAAGGUGGCUGUUUUGUGUUCUUUCAAAAUGUACAAAUUAUGUAAGUUUGCCUUUCAGUGUGUGGACUAAAUAAUAAUAAUAAAAGUCCCCUCCAUAAUGGUGACACUGUUUGUUGUAUUUGGAAUAUGCGAGAUCUGACACCAAGUCAUGGAAAAAUCAGGACACCAGUCAGUCUCCACGAAGAACAGAACAGUAGCAGGAAUCUCAUGGCUCCACAUAGAUACAACUAUGUCUGGUCCUAUCAAAUGAUUAAUGCAAUCUAAAGCCCCUACUCUACCCAUGUGGCUUUGCCGAGUGGUAGGGCCACUGCCACAUCUGCAAUCUUGCAGCACAUUGUGGCCAUGGUGGAAUAUGGGGAGGCAGUAAGGCUGCUGUACUAGCCUGGAGCUGGCUUCACAAUCAGGCUUGGAUCAGGCCCAAUGCCAUCAUGUGGCAAAAGUGAGACUGGCUCAAGAUCCAACAAGCCCCAGAUUAGCUCAGCCCUUUGCACUUCCUAUAUCAGGGCCUUCUGCUGACUGCCCAUGGCUGGCGUCCCACUACUGUCACUCUCACUCACAGGUUUGGCAGGCAGAGUGACAUUUGCAUUACACUCUUUGCAGUGGGAGGUCAUCUUGGCUAGGAGAGCUGGGUAGAGGGACACCUCAUCUCGAUCCAAAUCCCACCCAACUCAGCUCAAGUGUGGUUUGGAUUGCUCUGCUAACUAUAUAAGGACACCGUCCACACAGAGAAAGACUACUUUAUUGUGGCAUGAGCUUUCAUAACUAAGGUUCUACUUCAUUUGAUACAGUUUUAGACCUAGAUAAAGGUAAAGAGACCCCUGACUGUUAGGUCCAGUCGCAAAUGACUCUGGGUUUGUGGCACUCAUCUCGCUUUACUGGCCGAGGGAGCCGGCGUACAGCUUCCGGGUCAUGUGGCCAGCAUGACUAAGCCACUUCUAGUGAACCAGAGCAGCGCACGGAAACGCCAUUUACCUUACCGCUGGAGCGGUACCUAUUUAUCUACUUAAACUUGUUCACAGAUGUCAUUUGUUUAUCUCAAGUCAACAGUCUCUUGGUGUUUUUCAGAAUUCAAGAGAAUCCAGAUUGUAUCCAGACUUAUUUCCCCUGGCCAUACAUAAAUAGUUUGGCUGUAUCUUUGGGUAAAUUUAUUCCCUUCAUUGGUGUCCAUCAUUAGUUGUACACAGAGCAGAACCAUUGAAAUGAAUGGACAUAACUUAGUCAUGUCUAUUAAAUUCAAUGAGUCUACUCUGAAUGACCAACACUGGGUGCAAUCUCUUGUGUUCCUGUAACUGUGUUAGCAAGUAAGUCUUCCAGAUUGCAGACUGAGAACGUAAAAAUACCACAUCAGAACAAACAAACAGUCUCCAGUUGCUGUGCACUGCUCUUGAAAUCAUUUGUCCCUGUAGCGACGUAAAGGAGAGUGGUUUGAAACAUGAGUCAGGGGCAGAGGGGAGACAAGUAAAUCACUUUUACUGCAAUAUGAUUUUACUAAAAUGUAAGCAUAAAUAUUAUUGCUGAGUUGAUAGCUGGCUGUUUUCCACAGUCCUUUAACACAAUGUCAGUGAAGGAAAAAAGGAGAGUAACCUCUGAAGGAAAGAUGGAGAUCAGUGUUUCUAGAGGGGAAAAAAUCAUGAGGGCAAGAAACAGAAUUCUUAAAGCUGUUUCCAGCUGCACUCUAUUAGAAGGCAAAAACUUGGAUAAUCCAUUACUUUUAAAACCAAAUGAUCCCCCAACUUUACGAAGGCUAUAUAUUUGAACAAAGAAAACCCCAAUGCUGAGAUCUCUCUCUGUGUGUGUGUGUCUCUCCAGUGGCCUCUCCUAGGGUUAGGAAAAUUUGAUAGAAGCACCACACUUUAGGUUGCCUUUGUAUUAAAUAUAUAUUGUUCUUAAAUCUCUGAGAUUUUUGUGUGGAUUUGUAUUCCCCGAGUUCAGCAGGGGGCAGCAUAGGAAAGUAUCUUGCUCCUUCAUCUUACCCCCUGAAGAGGACUGCUCUCCAGCUUUCAAGCCUUUGUUAUUUUUCUUCCCUUUUCCUAUGCUGAUCUUUUUUAACUCAGUGCUUUAAUCCCCAAGCCACAUUCUCAACAGCAGUGUUUUUGUCGAAACCCAGAAACGUCUCUGAAAUAAAUAUCAUGAGGCCUUGAAGGUUUCAUUGGGUUCCAAACACCUCCUUUUUUUGCAAGUAAAAAAUAAAAAAAUGAGGUUAAUGACUCCAUGACCCUCCAUACUGUCUGUCUGUUGCCAACAUGAUUGGAAGCACCACCAUACCUUCUAAGAUUCUCUACUUUUCCAACCAUGAUCAUUUUAGGUUUCCUGUGCUGUAGGAGGGCAACUAGCUACAAUUCCCAAAGUUCCCUGGGAAGGAUUGUUAAAGCACUCUGGGAAUUGUAGUUUGGUGAGGAGAAUAGUGCUUUCCUAACAACUCUUAGCACAUUUAAGAAACUGCACAACCACUGCAUAACACUUAUAAAGCAGCAUCCUGCAAUCAGAUAGGUGUUUGUUGAUCUUCCAUUACCAUAAGCAAAACUGUGAAUAGUUUUGUAAGUACUAUACAUAUUUCAACAAAUUUCACAUUGUUAGAGGUGUGAAGUAAAUUUUUGCUUUGAAGGCUCAAGUAGUGGUUAUGAAAUAGGAAAAACUUCUAUUAAAAUGCAGGAAACAAGUGCCUGCCAAAGUCCUAAGACACAAAAUUAAUGUGACAAGAAAUCUAUGGAUCACCUUACCAAGUAAAUUUGCACUUCUUGGUUGCCAUACCAAAACAUUGGGAACCACUGGACUACACUGGCUGGCAAGGCAUCUGUAGGGUUUCAAACAGGAGUCUCCCAUUCCUACCUGGAGAUGCUAGAGAUUAAACCAGUAGUGCAAGGCAGAUGUUAUACGACUGAACUGAGACCCUUCCAUUGAUCCAGCUGCCUUGAACCAAAGUGGUAUUGUCCAAAUGUCCAAGGAAAGCAGGGAUGCUUUGCUCUGGUUCCAGAUGGAUUUUGUGCCCACACUCAAGUCAUGCUUGUUAGCUCAUUGUAGCUCAUGUAUUUGAACACAAGUGGAGAAAAUAUCUGAAUAAAUGCAACCGAACAGAGAUUGUCCGUGUUGUACAGGGCCAUUUACAGGCUGGCCCAAAGGGGGUGGUAGAACCAAUGGUAGCUCAUUUGUUUACAAAGCAUUUUGAGGAUAAAAUCGCUUGCAUCCACCAAGAUCUUGGCUCUGCUGUUAUAGCAGAUGAAUCUCAUUGGGUGUUCAGAGCACAGUCUAGUCCUUCUGUGUUGGAUAAGUUUCAGUUGGUAAGGCUCAUGGAUGUAGACAAGGUGCUUGGAUCAGUCAGGGCGACCACCUGCACUCUAGACCCUUACCCCUCUUGGCUGAUAAAAACCAGCAAAGAGGGAACAGCUGGCUGGGACAGGGAGGUGAUCACUCCUUAAGAAACCUUCCCUGGAUUUGGAAAACCUAGCUAACUACUGGCCAGUUGCUAAUCUCCCUUUCCUAAGCAAGGUUGUGGAGCGAGUGGUUGCAGACCAGAUCCUGGUGCUUUUGGAAGAAACUGAUUUUCUGGAUCUAUUUCAAUUGAGGUUAUGCCCCGGUUUUGGCACAGAAACUGCUUUGGUCACCCAAAGGGCCUUCUCUGUAACGGCUCCCCAUCUGUGGAAUGCUCUCCCCAGGGAAGUUUGCCUGGCAUCUUCAUUAUACAUCUGUAGGCACCAGGCAAAAAUGUUCCUUUUUAACCAGACCUUUGAUUGAUUUGAUUGACAUCCUAUGCCCUUUUAAAAUGUGGGUUUUUUUUGGGGGGGGGGGGUUAUUGAUUUCUUCUUGUUUUUUUAUUAUGUAUUUUGUAGUUUUAUAUUUUGAUUUUAUUCUGUGAACCGCCCUGAGACCUCCGGGUAUAGGGCAGUAUAUUAAUAAUAUUAAUAAUGUAUUUAAUAAAUGUGGCCCUUUUUGCCCAACAGAGCCAGUGUGGUGUGGUGGUUAAGAGUGGUAGACUCGUAAUCUGGUGAACCGGGUUCGCGUCUCCGCUCCUCCACAUGCAGCUGCUGGGUGACCUUGGGCUAGUCACACUUCCCUGAAGUCUCUCAGCCCCACUCACAUCACAGAGUGUUUGUUGUGGGGGAGGAAGGGAAAGGAGAAUGUUAGUCGCUUUGAGACUCCUUCGGGUAGUGAUAAAGUGGAAUAUCAAAUCCAAACUCCUCCUCCUCCUCCUCCUCUUCUUCUCUUAUUUUCAUUGAGGGGAGGGAUGAAAGUGCAGUGAGAUAUGAUCUUCUCCUCUUUCUGGGAGUUGUUGACACUCUUUCAAAUCAAUGAAGGAAGAGGCAGGCCUCAAGCUAGUGCAGUAAAGGUCAUGUCUCUUAUUCUAGUACAGCACAGAUAUUUCACUCAGGAAUAUCCUAAGCAUAUCUGCUUGAGGCUCAGCUCUUCUUCAUUUGUGUUUGUGUGUGUUUGGCUCAUUUCCUUGCAUUUUCUCCUGCUCUUUGAAAUAAAUCAAUAUCUGAGACUGCCUUGUAUGUCUGAUCCUGUGCCAGUGAAUGCUUAAGGCCUUGUGCCCUGUGGCUAACAACCGAACAGGCAAUGUACUCUCCGAGCACCAAGGUAAUCCUUGCAUGAUGCUAACCAUGGUGUUAAAGGCAGUGGUGUUAAAGGCACAUGGUGUUCAGUGCAGACUGAAGAUUUUACACAUGCAGGAACUGGGCUGGGAUGUCCUGUGGAGACAACCAACCAUGCCACAUUCAAAGUAAGUGUAAAGUAAAAGAAGCUUGACUCCUUCAUAAACAAUGUUUGAAAGUAAGUGGUAAUUAAGCCAUUUGGACAAAAGCCCCUAUGUAGCUUCUUGUAUAAUCCUAGCAGAUGUCUUUGUUUUGGAGAAUGAUUAGAACUUGAAAUCAGUGGGCUUUUCAGGGAAGAUUCAUUUAAGCUCUGUGGUGCAGCUAGAUGGAAGUUACUUUUAUAGAUAAUUGGAGACACAUCCUUUCCCUGAUUUAUGAUGCUAACAGUUUACUAUGGUUAUAUAUGGCAGACUACUUUAUUAGUUUUGUCGCACAUACAAGUUAUUCCUUCACAGUGUAUAUUCUUGUUCAGAUGGUAAAACAGAGGGAAAUUAAUUCCUGUACAAAGGAGCAGCAAAAGGUGUAUAAAUCACCAGAAAAUAAGGUUUAAGUGGGAUUAUAUGUGGUGCAUGGGCCUUGUAUACUACGGCAAAUUAAAUCUACUUCAAGCUUCUUGGAAUGGUAUAUUUAAAUGCCUUUGGGGUUACCAGUGGAGUAAUAUUUAAUACUGCAUUAAUAUUGGAUUAAGGAUUUAGUACCAUGAACUGCUUGUGUGGCAUUUAUCUUACAUAGUCACAUUGAUUCAUAGUUUAUUUAUAAGACACGGUUUCUAAUUAAACAUCUACAGCAUUUAUGAAAUAUUAAGGGGAAACAAAGUAUCUACCUCCUAUUUAGUUUAAAAUUAUAUCCAUGGCAAGGAUUUUAUUAAUUAGCCAUUGAGCACAGCAAAAAUAAUUUUCAGCCAAAAUAAAUAAUGAAAGCAUGAAAACUACCAAUCUUAUAGAGAUGAUUACUAAAUUCUCCCCAGUUUUUUUGAUCCAGAUUAUCUGAUCUUGUUUGCAGCAUGGCAGCAGUGGAUUAGCAAUCCACUGUUCUUCCAUUUAAAAAUAAACAAUUCUGAUCUGUAAAGACUGCUGUGCAUGCACAGUUUGCCUGAUAUUCUUUUUCAUCAUAUGUCUCUCUUUCCCCCUCUCCCCUUCCACAUUCCAAGUUCUCAAUGUGCCUAAAUAUCUUUGCAAAUUAAUUAAAUAGUAGACAAAGCUUUCUGGGUUAUCUUGGAUUGAUCACAUUUUCUCAACCUAAACUCUACCUCACAGGGUUGAUGUGAGAAUAAAAGUGGGGGUCACUAUGCAUGCCCUGAACUCUUUGGAGGAAGGUUGCAGUGAUGUAUUAGAAUAUAAUAAUGUAUUUUAAAGAAAUGUUGAUGGAAUGUUAUGUAUGAUUGCAUCGCCAUAUAUGUGCACUGUGAUGCAUUAAUCCAAACAGAUGCUGGUGUAACCCUGACACCAAAAAAGACAGAAAUGAACAGAUGGAACUGAAAGCUGUGACAAAAUGCAUGUAUGUUAGUUCUGGAAUUAAUUUUUGAUUUUAUCCCAUGUAAAAUAAGCAACAAGAUAGAUUGGAAUGGGUAGAAUGGUGGCCGAAUGAGUCUUGACCUUGACUGAAUCUGGGUGACCUUUAUCAGAAGAAAGAAGUAUGGGUAUAUGUGCCAACCUAUCCUUCUUGAUUUUUCAGCAGCUUUUGAUACCGUUGACUAUAGCAUCCUCCUGAACUGACUCAGUGAAAGAGAUAAUGGGCACUGUUUUACAGUGGUUCAAGUCCUAUCUCUGGGGUUGGUUUCAGGUAAGAUCAUCUUUUAGCUCCGUAGCUCUUGUGGCUAUUUAACAUCUAGUUGCAGCUUUCGUGAACAGUUAUUAUGAGAUUUGGGGUGAGCUGUCAUCAGUAUACUGUAACAUCUGCACAUCUCUGUAGCGUCUAAAUCAGGAGAGGCCUUGGAAGCCUUGGGCCACUGCCUGGACUUGGUGGUAGGCUGGAUGAGGGUCAAGUCUGAAUCUAGGCAAGAUGAAGGUUCUGUGGGUAAGAGAGUCAGUUGUCUUCUUUGGAUGGUGAUGUACUCCCCAUGUACUCCCAAGAAGCAGCUGGUUUGUACGUUGGGGUGCUCCUGGAUCUAUCCCUGUCACUAGAACUCCAGGUGACCUUAGUAGCUAGGAGUGCCUGUUGACCAGCUUCAAAUGAUAAACAGCAAUGGUUGUUUAUAGGCUAACUACUGUCAUCCAUGCAAUUGAAGGAUUGUAAUCUUAAUAUUGGAUUACUGCUAUUCACAUUAUAUGGGACAGGUCCUAAGGUUGGUCCAAAAGGUGUAGCUCUGGGACAGCAAAUUGCUACCAUGUUACACCACUGCUGAAAGCAUUUCACUGGCUGCCAAUUAGCUUCCAGGCUAAAUCCAAGGCACUGGGUUAGCUAAAGGAUUACCUAAAAGAUUGUCUCACCCUUAUAUACCCACCUGAUUACUGUUCUCUGCAGGACAGAGCCUCCCACAGUCAUUAUCUCACCAGGAUGUCCAUUCCAUAGAUUGUCAGAAUUUGGCCUUUAGUGUGGCAGUAGCUACCCUUUGGAACUCCUUCCCAUGACAUAGCAGACAAGCGCCAAUUCUAUUGUCUUUUGGGGGUCUGUUGAAUGCUUUCUUUUCUUUUUAGCAAGCCUUUGAAGUGGAGAUUCUUAUCCCAGUCUGCACUGAUUUUGAAAUUAUUUUAAUAGAUGUUUUAAAUUGUUAAAUCGCCUUGGCAUGUUUCACAGAAAGGCAUUCAUAAAGGAGAUAAAUAAGACAUGCAUUAUCUACUAUCACAAAUAUACAUUUUGUGUAAGCAUGGUGAUUGGCCAUGACAUUACUUUUCCAUGGUGAAGAAUCAGCACUUGGAUACAACUAAGAGAAAAUUAAGUAUGCUUAAGUACCUCUUCACUCAAUAUGCCAGCAAGUUUGGAAAACUCAGCAGUGGCCAGAGGAUUGGAGAAGAUCAGUCUACAUCCCAAUCCCAAAGAAGGGCGGUGCCAGAGAAUGCUCCAACUACCAAACAAUUGCACUCAUUUCACAUGCUAGCAAGGUUAUGCUUAAAGGCAGGCUUAAGCAGUAUGUGGACCGAGAACUCCCAGAAGUGCAAACUGGAUUUUGAAGGGGCAGAGGAACCAGAGACCAAAUUGCAAACAUGCGCUGGAUUAUAAAGAAAGCUAGAGAGAUCCAGAGAAAUAUUUACUUCUGCUUCAUUGACUAUGCAAAAGCCUUUGACUGUGUCGACCACAGCAAACUAUGGCAAGUUCUUAAAGAAAUGGGAGUGCCUGAUCACCUCAUCUGUCUCCUGAGAAAUCUCUAUGUGGGACAAGAAGCUACAGUUAGAACUGGAUAUAGAACAACUGAUUGGUUCAAAAUUGGGAAAGGAGUACAACAAGGCUGUAUAUUGUCUCCCUGCUUAUUUAACUUAUAUGCAGAAUUCAUCAUGAGAAAGGCUGGGCUGGAUGAAUCCCAAGCUGGAAUUAAGAUCGCUGGAAGAAAUAUUAACAACCUCAGAUAUGCAGAUGACAAAACCUUGAUGGCAGAAAGUAAGGAGGAAUUAAAGAACCUUUUAAUGAGGAUGAAAGAGGAGAGCGCAAAAUAUAGUCUGAAGCUCAACAUCAAAAAAACGAAGAUUAUGGCCACUGGUCCCAUCAACUCCUGGCAAAUAGAAGGGGAAGAAAUGGAUGCAGUGAGAGAUUUUACUUUCUUGGGCUCCAUGAUCACUGCAGAUGGUGACAGCAGUCACAAAAUUAAAAGAUGCCUGCUUCUUGGGAGAAAAGCAAUGACAAACCUAGAUAGCAUCUUAAAAAGCAGAGACAUCAGCUUGCCAACAAAGGUCCGUAUAGUUAAAGCUAUGCUUUUCCCAGUAGUGAUGUAUGGAAGUGAGAGCUGGACCAUAAAGAAGUCUGAUCGCCGAAGAAUUGAUGCUGGAGGAGACUCUUGAGAGUCCCAUGGACGCAAGAAGAUCAAACCUAUCCAUUCUUAAGGAAAUCAGUCCUGAGUGCUCACUGUAAGGACAGAUACUGAAGCUGAGGCUCCAAUACUUUGGCCACCUCAUGAGAAGAGAAGACUCCCUGGAAAAGACCAUGAUGUUGGGAAAGAUUGAGGGCACAAGGAGAAGGGGACAACAGAGGACGAGAUGGUUGGACAGUGUUCUUGAAGCUAUGAACAUGAGUUUGACCAAACUGUGGGAGGCAGUGGAAGACAGGAGUGCCUGGCGUGCUCUGGGUCCAUGGGGUCACGAAGAGUCGGACACAACUAAAUCACUAAACAACAACAAGUACUGCUUCAGUUAUUAAAAUGACAAACAGCCAUGACUAACUGUGGCUUCCCAAACUUAACUGUACGUAACUUGGAGGCUGACCCAUUACGGCAAACAAGACACUUUCCCACCAACUUAAGUCUGCUGUUAGCCAGCCCCCAGCUGUCUGCCUUCCUGCAUAACAGCCAGUUUAGUGGGGUGGAAGUGUCUGUCAGCUUCCAGUUCCUUUGUCUUGGUGUUAUCCAUUUACAAUUCAGCAUGGAAGACAAUAGGGAUAAAAGUAGAAUUAUUUGGCUCUGCCUCUAAUUGGCUCUUAUUCUUCGUGUCACUAGCUCUGGCUCCACCUACUGCUGGCCUUCUUGCUUUUGACCCUACCACUUUCAAUGUGCAACUGUCAUAUGUGACAGUUUAUCCCUGUGUAUAAGCGAUUUCUGUACAAAAAAAAAAUGUUUGAUGACUGCCUCACCUUCAGUAAAUUUGUAUGUUGGUUUCUGUAUGUGUGGAUAACAUGCUGAAGAUCACUUCUUAUUCUGUGCUCCACUGAAGUGAUAUGUCAACUACAAGUUUUUAAAUAGAACCAAACCACUUCAUGCAUGUGAUAAGUUCAUGCUUCUGAACCAUGUAAAAAUACUGAGGGGUGGGGAGUAAAAAUAUAAGAUUCUACCUUCUUCUUUUCUACAAUGCCAAAAAAGGAUGGUGAGCCACAUCCCAGGGUUUUUUAAAAUAAUAAUAAUAAUAAUAAUAAUAAUAAUAAUAAUGCAGAAUAGGUUGUUGACAGCACAAUCAUAUGCAUAUUGACACAGAAAUAAGCCUCAUUGAGUUCAGUGGAAUUCAGUGGUAAGUGUUUAUAGGAUUGCAGUCUUAGCUCUUUAGGUGAUAAGCUCACAUGACCUGCUCAGUUAAAGACAUAUAAAGGGUGCAUAGUUUGUGCCAAUUCUCACGUUAUGCAAAUUGUGACUUUGCAACACUUUGAAAAAAAUAAAAAUCAGUGGUACUUUUCCAGGAAAAGUUAUGCGUCAGUGAUGGUGCUUCUCUGAAGGAGAGGGAGGGAUGUAUCUGGCCCACAUCUGUGCAGAAUCACAUAGAAGAGAAGGAUGUGCAGAGAGUUAUGUUGCGGAGUCGGUUCAGCUUUCCCCUAACUUUGCUGUUGUAAUUACACAAGGGGUGUGUGUGUGUGUGUUUUCCAAUGAAUGACAGAACAACCCACUAAUUAGUAUCAUGCUUAUUGCAAAUGUGGGCAUUGCUUUGUGAUUGAAACAAGGGCCAGCCAAUUAACACUGUGCAAAACUCGCUUCUCACAGUGGAAAAGAAUCUGUCACAGCCCAGGGAAAAGGAUAUUGAUAUGUGCAGGGAUUUCCGCAGUAGGCUUAUUGUCAAAUGUAUGUAUAUAUCCUUUGCUAUAUGGUUUGUUUAGAGUUGUCUAUAUUGGGUAUAUUAACAGUUGUUUGUGCUGCUUAUUUUGUGUUGUGUGUGUGCAUGUGAGUAGUUUGGAUUUACUGAUUGUUCAUGACCAACUAAUCUAGGAUUCCAAAUUAAUCUGGUUCAGUGGUAGCACUGGAUAAAACAAGACCCGAUGAACUUUGCAACAGUUGCUUGGCAUGCUGUGAGCAAUGGUGCACAAGCAUAUUUCUACUCCUCCGAGACAGAGUGGAAAAGCAAAGUAAUAUAGUCACCCUGCACUGAGUUGUGUGUUUUGACUUCCUAACAAGUGUGCAGACCUACACACUUCAUUGUGGAGGGUGAUCCAUAAGUAUCACCUUUCUAAAAUAGCUUCUCUUCCUGCACACACUUCCAUGGUAUAGUCUUCUCUCAUACUUGUUCCACCUUAGAAUGCAUUUGGGAAGAUUGCUGAUCAAAAGCAUUUCCCCUCCAUGUGAUAUGCAGACACAUACAAAUCAGUGAUAUGCAGACACAUACAAAUCAGAGUGGUCUGCUCAUGUGACCUUGGCAUAAUAUCACUGCAAGGUCUCUACCUUGUGAGAAGGUAAAAUGAAGGUUGAAAGGUUGCCUGUUGAAAGUAUAGUAAAAAUGAUAGUGGAAAAUAGCAUUGGUGAGAGACAAACGAGCUGUUUAGGCAUUGAAACUCUUCAUUUCCUAACCACUUAUCAACUCAGAAGUAAGUUCCAUUGAAUUCCUAUACUUUUGUACCUGAGACUUGCAGCCUGAAUCUCUGACUCUGUUUUUACUUGUUAUAACUUAUUUUUUGUCUGUGUUAUGUUAAUGCUUAUUGUAGCCUUUGUAGUCUUUGAUCUGAUAAUCUCUGAUGUGGUAAAUCCCCUAGUAGAAAGGUGCUAUAGGAAUGCAGGAUGGUGCUUCUUCCUACAGCAAGAACGGUGAACGGGGGGCCCUACGGAUUUGUUAGUGAUGGAAGUUGGCAUCAAACAGUUUCCACAAGACCACAGGUUCCCCACCCCUGGCCUUUAGCAAUGUCUGUGGCUCAUUUUCAAAUUCUGCAUGCUGUGAAAUACAGGUCACCACUCAUGACAAGAAUUGGAAGCUGAUGAGCACGAACAGCUUGAUGAUCCUUCAAGAAGAGCAUCAGAGAAGGGAGUAGGCUGGGCUAGUUUACUCCUUUCCCCUGCCUUCCCCCUUGCUGCCCAUCCUACAGCAUUUGAUCAUUCUUCUGGGGCCAUUUUGUGUUCCAGUUGCCCUUGUAUAUGUGGGAGCAACUUUUCUAUGAACAACUCCUACAUAGCUGGGGGAAAACCCCCAAUGUUUAAAUGAGCCAGUCUUUGGGUAGGGCCUGAUUGUGAAUAUUUCCCACAGAUCAGCACCUUCCUCUGGCUUACUGCUGAAUCUGUUGGACAGUGCCAUACAAUUUUCCUUUUCCCUCUUGCUGUUGUGCUCAAAUCCUACUUGCUUGUUUCCUACAGGUAUCUGAUUGGCCACUAUUAGAACAGGAUGCUGGACUUAGAUAGGCCAUUGGCCUGAUCCAGUAGGCUCUUCUUAUGUUCCCUUGUGUCUAGAAGAGGUUCACUCAAGACCUCCCCAAGCAUUGCACUUGUUUUAGAUUUACAUUUAAUACAUCACCUUCCACAUCUUCUGUGUCGAAAAUCCGUAUUUCCCACACGUAUCAUGCAAAGAGGUUGGGCAAUCAAGAGAUAUUUUAGUAACUCCAUUUUUUUAUUUGACCCCUGGAGUUUAGCAACUGUACUGGCUUCAUCCAUAAUAUUGUCUGCAAGAGAAACACCUGGCAUUAGGAAGCCAGCAGGAUUUACAAGCCACCCCUAGUGGGCUUACAGAAACUGUCAUUGCAGUUAUGCAUGAUUCUGUGGUUCCCUUAAGAAUGAUCAGCAGUAAACAUAGAGCUUACUACGGGAGGAAUUUGUAAGGAUUGUUGUCAGUAACUGCUGGUCUUGAGAGUUCAGUUAGCACUUCCUGGAGAGAUUGUACAUUUCAACAUGACAACACAGGUAUUCAAAAGAAUGAAUUGAAUGAGCUUUAGUAGCUUCACAGUAUAGAGCCCCUUACCAUGAUCACUAUAGAGAAUAUAGCAAAUAAACAGAUCCAGUUUAAAAAGUCACAAUUUUGCUGGCUUAGAUAGAUUUGCAUUUUCUUGUCCAGUUCCCAGAAUGAGAGAGUUCCAAGCCAAAAUAGUAAUAAUAAAGUGUUACAUGAUAUCACUGCUUUUUAGAAUAAAUAAAUAUAUAAACCUUCAUUGGGGACACUCUGGAUAUGCUCUGAUGCAGCCACUCUUAGACCUUUUAAAGAGGUGUUUUCUAUCAGAGGGGAGAAACAUUCUGCAUAUACUAAAAAAAAAGGACCUUAUAUCCUUACCCCCCCCCUUUUAAAGAAGCUAGAUCAUCUUGUAAAAGAACAAACAUUUUGUACAUGUUUAAAGGCUGGGUCUUUGGAAGGGACACUCUGGACAUGCUCAGAAGAAAUCAAACUUAAGUACUCAGAGAUACUUAAACUGCCAGAAUAACAUAAGGGUGUAUUUGAUAUUACUAAGUUUGGGACUCGUUACAUAUUAUGCACACUCUGGAGAAAAGCAUGUUUGCCAGUGCUCAUUGGGAGAGCUUUUUUGUCACAUUGUCAUAAAUCUUUGCACUUAUUUCAAAAUAAUUUUCACACAAGUUUUGAACGCAGGUCAUACCAGGGAAUUGCUGCUGUUGUUUGGAACUUCAGUAGUGCUUCCCUCUGAUGUGCUCUGAAUUCCUCAGGUGUCCUGUAUAAUCUUAGGACCACAGUGAUGAGGAUCUGUGCACCACAAGGACCACAUCUUUCUGUAGAUUCCUCUCCACACACUACAGUCAACGUCUGAAACCCUGCUCCAGAUCCCUAGAUGGCAGGAGCUUGACUGGCAACAAUCAGGGCCAGAUCUUUUCUCUUGUGGCAUGCCUUACCAAUUGAGGAGUGUUACCAGAUUGCUUUAUUUUUGCUGGUGUGUGUCAGCGUUUCAAUGGCUCUUUGGGGUCUUGUUAUAGGGGCUUCGCUUUGAUGUCCAUAUUUGUGACGUGCAGGGGGAAGUGCUUUGGAUUGCAAAACACCUUGAGUGUCUUUGAAAAUUAGGCAGGGUGAACAUUUUAACAACAACAACAACACCGCAGUAGCAGAUGUCAAUAAAUAAGGCGUCACCCUCUCCUUGAGAAACACAUAUUUCUCAGAUCAAGGUCAUUCAGCAAGUUCUUCCCUUCAGAGCUGAGCUUUCCUCAUUCCCAUUCUCCAUUUUCUUUGAAAGAGGAAAAAGCACCAUGCACUUCCUUGUGCUGCUGGCAGUGAUAAGAGCCUUGCUAGUGAAGUUAAUACAAUUAGACACAUUUGCACAAUAAAGCAUAAACAGUCCUGGCUAUUUACUAAAUUAUAUUGUGAGCAGUUCAUUAAUUAGAGAAUCAGACCAGGACAUGACUUUCAUAAACUUGUUAAAUUGGCUUAGAGCUACACCCAUUAUGAAGUUUUAAUAUCCUAUUUAGUAUCCUAUUUAAAUAGGUGUAAAAUUCUUUGGAUUUCAGAAUCUUUAAGGGAUUUAGAAUGAAGGUAAGGGCUUCAGAAUGAAGCCUGUGCCAAUUUGUGUUGAGAUGGGGAACCACAGUUUUUGUGGAUUAGCAGUUCUUUCAUUGUAGACUCAUUUGGGAUAUUUGACCCAUCCAGUACUUGACCUUAAAGGAGGCAAUGAUUACUUUAUUUUCCUGAGGCUUAUCUUUAAAAACAAACAAACAAACAAACAAUUUUUAUUGGUUUUUAUACAGAUACAAAUACAAUAACCAUUAAAUAUUUAUCCAGUAGUACAGCUAAUGGUGUUUGUUUUAUCCAUUGUCUCUAGACAUACAUUUAAACAUUCAGCAUUCAAACAUAUUACUUUAACGUAACCUUGCCACCUAGAAUAUUGAGCAGACCCCCUUCUUUAACUAUGUUAAUGACCAAAAUCAGAGGAAUACUUUAUUGGUCACUGAAACCAUUUUUACCCAUCCCCACCCCCACCCCCCAAACCUGGAAACCCUACUGCAUUACAUGACCAAAAACCAUGGAAAAUUGUUACCGAAAAGUCUGCAUGCAUAAGUUAAUGUGAUUUGUCGAAAUCUACACACAUAUGGGAAUACUUUUAUUGAACAUUGUGCAUGUGCUGGCAUAUGCAAUUACGUUUAUAGUGUAAUAUAUGAGGAAGCCCUUAUUAAGCAAAAAAACUAGAUACAACAAUUUCCAAAUGUAAGAGCUUUUUUAUGUUUUCCAAUUUCAUUACUCACCAAAGGGCAGUGAAAGUAUAUUUUUAUUAUAAACUUAACAUUUUUUUAUUAUUAUUAACGAUUUACUGCUUCAGAUUAGGCAUAUGGGUUUUCAGAGAACAAAACCUGCUUUUUCUGCACGGUGUGAAAGGUCAAUAUUGUGUUUAGAAUGACAACUCUCUGGUUCCCUUCUAGAGAAAUUCACCGCCGUACCUUUAUAAUGAAGCUGGUAGCACAAGUCAAUUUCUGAGUGAAUAAAUGUUUACAUAGUGAAUUACCUCUAGUCAAGGAUUGCCUUGUUUGUAAUCUCAUCAGAGAGGCCAAAGGUUAAGUGUUCACAGCAAAUUAACAACCACCUCACUCCAGUCAUGGUCUGGGGCAAGUCACCUUGACACACAGGUGACUUGAGGAAAGCUUUUUCAUGCCAUUCUGUUCUCAUCUCCCUGUGGAGUCCUGGAGCACUGAGAUCAUUAAAAGUCGAUCAAAUCAGCACUUUUAGCAGAGGAAGGAAAAAAUUUAACGGCAAGAAAAUAGGUUUAAAGGCUUAUUAAAAGCUCAGCGCCUCUCUAUUUUUAGAGGAUCAACCGUUUCUGGGGGGUGGCAGAAGUCAUUUAAAUUGCAGCUACCAUUUUACAUCAGAAGCCCCUUUACUUUUAAUGAUCCUCAUGCAAGUCCUGCCAGUGAUGACUGAAUUCACUGGGUUGCCUUGGCAGGUGGCUGAGGCACAUUUUCUAUAGCAGCAAAUGGAAGAAAUAAUCUAAUCCUAUCACUACCAUUUCUUACAGAGAUGGGGAACUUAUGGCCCUUGAGUUGUUGCUGAACUAAAACUGUCAGCAUCCCUGAAUCUUAGCCAUACUGGGAGUUGAAGUCUGUUACCAAGGCUCCCCCCUCCCCAGCCAGAAUAUCAUUCUAAGAGAAUGAGGAAGGUGUUCAUGGUGAGUUCCAGCACCUCUUUUUCUGUAAAAAUAGCACUAAUUAUUACUCCUCUGAACAUUUUCACAGGAACCUCUGUGGUACAAGUAACAGCUACUGAUGCCGAUGACCCUACAUAUGGAAACAGUGCCAGAGUGGUCUACAGCAUUCUUCAAGGACAGCCUUAUUUUUCUGUGGAACCAAAGACAGGUAAAUGCUCUUACACUUCCCAUAUCUACAGCUUUUAUCAUGGAAAACUGAAAAUAACCUCCAGAGUUCUCUGACAGAGGUGCACUCUAUUUGACUAUCUCUAUAAUCCCAAGAUGCAGGAAAGUAGGGCUGCCCAUGUUCACCUUGUGAAUGAAUGAAUGAAUGAAUGAAACUUUAUUUGCAUCAGCCAUCUGCCAUAGCAACAAAAAACAUUGUGAUAUACACAGAACAAAAUAAAAAAGUCAAUUAUAUAAAACACAGUUUAGGGUCCUGAAUUAGCAGUCAAAUAGUGGACCUUAUUCUGAUUGCCCCAGCUAGAAACCUUGCAACUUUUGCAGUCAUCUGCUCCUCUGGCUCCAUGAGUGCCAGCAUGGUGUAGUGGUUAAGAGCAGUGGACUCGUAAUCUGGUGAACCGGGUUCACUUCCCCGCUCCUCCACAUGCAGCUGUUGGGUGACCUUGGGCCUGUCACACUUCCUUGAAGUCUCUCAGCCCCACUCACCUCACAGAGUGUUUGUUGUGGGGGAGGAAGGGAAAGGAGAUUGUUAGCCGCUUUGAGACUCCUUAGGGUAGUGAUAAAGUGGGAUAUCAAAAUCCAAACUCUUCUUGAUCUGCCAGGAGAAACGACACUGUGCCAGUGGCUGGGCGACCCAGAAUGGUCAAUAAAAGAGGCAUGAUAAUCUCAUUCCUCAGGUCUUUGUAAAGAGUGCACGUGAGGACGUCAUGCGCCACUGAUUCAGUGCUGCCAUCUCCGCAGGGACAUAUGUGUUUUUCGUGUGGAAUCUGUUGGAAUCGUCCCUCAAGUACAGCCAAAGGCUGUACCUUGUGUUCACCUUGGGUGCUCCCUCUGCCCCACUUUGUCCCCUCCGCAAUCCUAUUCAUGGUCAUGGUUGCAGUUCUUGGAGAGAGUUUGCAUGUGUUUGGCAGACUGCCUUGCUGCAGAUGUGUCCCCAACCCCAUGGGAAAGGGUUGUCAUAGGGGCAAACAGGGCGAGCAUGCAGGGCCCUGCUGUCCAGCAUCAUGCAGUUUGAGUCAUCUGAGCACGGAAAUCCGAAUAAAGCUUAACUGGACUCCAGACUGCAGGCAAAGGCUGUCAUCUAGUAAAGCUGUUUGUGGAUAAGUAGACGGAUAAAUGGCUGUGAAGGCUAAAUGGGACCGAAAUGGAAGAGUAUUUUUUAUUAUUUGAUGAUUAUGGCUAUUUGGAAAAUACAUAUCACCCAAUUAAACAUGGUCUCUGGGUGGUUCACAAUUAUUACUUAAAAAAACAACAACUGGUCAGAUACAAUCAAAACUAAAAAAAAAAAAAAACAUCAAUAGGAAGGAACUAUAUCAGCUAAGGAUCAGUGUAAAAUCAGCAUGAAGCCAUCAUGAGGCAACAUAAAAUCAAUAAGAAGGGGGGGAACCUAGCAUCUUUGAAUAUCAGAUGCAGGAGUCAAACAGCAGGGAAUUAUCAUCAUGUCCUUACUUCCAAAGUUAUCUUCUUGGCCAUUGUUGGAAAUGGAGUGCUAAACUCAAUAGACAUUAGGCUGAUUUGGUAAAACAAUUCUUAUCCUCUAAUGCAGGCUUUGCCUGUGGAUACAUUUGGAAACCUGAGAAACUGUGGCAAGCAACCUUGCAGCUACACACACCACAUAUUCUCUCCAGCUGUGACCUUCCCCACACUCAAAGUCAACAACUGUGCCACAGUUAAGUUUGAAAAAGAUUUGUCUACAACUGGAGGCUUCUUUUAAGCCUGAUUGCAGCAGUGGAGCUGGGAGGGACAGGGUGCUGUAGGCAUUGGGGUGGGUAAGUCCUGUUGAGGUCAAUGGGAUUUACUCCCAGGUAUAGGGUUUCAAACUUAAAAUGCAAUCUACAGUCAUAUCUCAGGUUGAAGUAGCUUUGGGUUGCGUAUUUUUGGGUUGCGUUCUGCGGUGACCCGGAAGUAACGGAGUGCGUUACUUCUGGGUUUCGCCGCUCGCGCAUGCACAGACGGUCAAAAUGACGUCAUGUGCAGAAGUGACGAAUCGCGACCCGCGGACGCAGGUUGCAUUCGCUUCUGGAUGCGAACGGGGCUCCGGAACGGAUCCUGUUCGCAUCCAGAGGUACCACUGUACAUGUCUUCUGAAAAGUAAGUCUCCUUGGGUCUACUAGGGCUCCCUGCCAGGUGUGUGUAAGAUUGUAGCCUUUAUCUUGAGGAAGAAGCCACUGGUCAUUUUAAAACUACCUUGUCUCUUUUGGCAUGAGAACCAUUGCAGAGUGGGAGAGAAUCAAAGUUCUCGCUGUGAUUGUGGCUCUCUUUCCCAAUUGACAUGAAUGGACCGUAUAUUUGGAUAUGUGGAAUUUAUAGAUUUUAUUAGAUGUGUGUUACUGCAAAACAGUUUGGGGUUUUUAAUGUUCUUACUUAUAUUCUUAUUUCCACAUCCCUGAAAUGUGUUUGGUUUUUGUAAUAACAAGUAUAUAUUUGAAACAUGUAAAUACUUGAAAUUAUUUGUAUUCAUCUCUACCUUUCCCCCCCAUUGUGAUCUCAUCCAUUUCCCCAGCUUUAUUUAUCUGCACUCCAGCAGGUUUCCUGAGACUUUUUUUUUUAAUCUUCCAAAUAUUCUAAGAGGAUGGGUUUGGGUUUUUUAUGUCUUAUCUUUGUGAAGAGUUGUUUGUACUUCAGAGUUAGAGUCUGCCUGAGUUCUACAGUUUGCAUGGUACAGUUUCCAGAGGAAAUUUCCUACAUUCAGAAUACUGUCCAGUAAUAAUAAUAAUAAUAAUAAUAAUAAUAAUAAUAAUAAUAAUACCUUUAUUGUCAAUGUACAACCUGUGUACAAUGAAAUUAACAAUGAAAUUAAAAUGUGGCAAUGUUUAUCAUUAUCUCUUAAGUAAAAUAUCUCCCUUAGUUAUUGUGCCAAUUUUGAGCAUUCUGGAACCUCUUCCUUACAAAUACUCACCUGUGCAAAAUGAGUAAGUGUAGGGUUCCCUGACCAUACAGACAAUCAAUCAUGUGGAAAUAGCCCUCUGUGCAUACCGAUAUGUACAGGGGCUUGGUGCAAAGAUAACAAAUGUGCACCAAUCAGUGGUGGAACCUGUCACUUCCAUGCUGUUCCCUUCCGCUGACCCACAUUGAUUUUGCACAAUGAAUGUAUGCAAGGGGCUCGCAAACAAUUGAUGUGUGUCAAUGCUAAAAGGGUUAUGAGCCACAUUGCCAUACUGGGUCAUUGGUCGUAUCAAAGAGCAGACAGUAUCAUAGGCAGGAGCAAGUGGGAAUCAUGAAAUAGAGCAUGCCAGAACAUUCUAAGGUCAAGACAAAAGAUCAGAAGCCAGGGCUGCCAAACAGAAGCAUAAAUCAUUUGGUCCAAGGGUCAAGUUUCUGGUGCUUUAAGACUCACUUUCUGCCCCAGAACAGCUUUUCUCCCUUCUCUCCUUACUUUCUACUCAAAGUUUGUUUGCUUAUAUUAAAUAGAUAAAUAUUUUUAUUUAACAAAAUUUAUAUACUGCUUGAUUGUAACAAAAUCUCUAAAAUCUACUAUUGUUCUUGUUAAGUCUCAGCCAUCUCUCUCUCUCUUUCUACUUUCCUUCAACAUCUCCUCUGGCUACUUUUCCUCAGCAUGCAAGGUGUUGCUGGUGCAUGCAUUGGUCAAACCACAAGGCUGUGGCAUGGCUGGGGGCGAGUGAGGAGACACAGGGCAGGCUGUGACUCUUGGGCCUACCUGACCAUGGCCCAAGGCCCACUGGUGACUCCCAGACCACUGUUUGAGAAACACACACAAACGUGUGUGGGGUGUGUGUGUGGUAUUAUUAUUUUCCCCAAAGGAAGAGGUUAUUCUGAACAUGACAUUGCACUUGUCAUUCAUAGAACAAUAGAAACCCCUUUCCACACACCAGAUGGGCAGGCUGCAAGGAAGCAAGCAUAAUUAAGUCCUCAUACAUACAGGUGCUUUUGCCACUUUCAUUUUGCUUACAGCAAAGAGUUUCAGGGAUUCUAUCUGAUAAAGUAUGGGCAAUGUGACAGGAGAGGGGCCUUGGGCCUACUCAGCCAAGCCUUGAAAUUGCCUUUAUUUCUGUAAUUUUCAGCCUAUUGUUUCUUGCCCUUCCUUCAGCAGUUAAUGAGUCUGACUGUUCGCACUCCUUCAGAUCUGUUUUGUCAACUUUGCCAUAGCCUGUCAUACAAUUAAUUACAUUCUUCAUGAAGGGAGACAUCCCACAGGCUUGUGGGGUCAGCAUAUGAUUUAAAGAAGGACAGAUUGACAAAAAUAACACAAGGGAACCAUUUGUGAAGUUGUCUUUUAGCCUUCCCAGCCUGUUUAGUAUGGAUGAAAUAAAGCUAUUAUUAUUUUAUUUUAUUUUUAAAAAUUGUCCUUUCAGCACAGGGAAGAUUAAUGGGCUGCUCUAAAUUCAAAAGAAGAGGAAAUAAAUAAAACUGGAACUAAAGAGCUUGCAAACAUUACAAGGAGAUAUAGAAGCCCCAAUGCACCUCUCAGUUAUCCAUGUAUUUUAUGUUUCCCUUCUGCUGACAUGUAGCAGUAGUAGAGUAAAAGCCCAUCUCUCUGGAAAUCAGAGACACCAGCUGGACCGUGUAACAAGCAUGAAAUAGUCAUAAAGCCUUCCUGGUUUGAGGAGGAAUAUUUAUUUAUCUGAUACUUAACUGCACAGCAGAAUGAUGACAAGCUAGCUUUUCUCUCUCCUCCCUUUACAUUUCAAGCCAUAAUUACACAUGGCACAGAGAUGACCAAAUGGAUAAAACUAAAACUAGUUCAGAUAAUACAGUGUUUCAAUUACUAUAUCAAAGCUUCCUAAUUAUAGUGAGUGCUUUAGAAGUGGUUAUUGUUUUUUUAAGUUUGCUUUAAAGAUAUUAGCUAAUUCAAGAUAGCUUCAUUGAAAUGCAUAGUGUGAUACAAGAUUAUUCAUAGCAGCAAGGAUCUGUGGGGCUAUUUACCAUUUCGAGCCAUUAGGAAACUCAUUGUGGCAGGCUGGAAGUUUAGAAACUGCUCUGUUUAGACUGAUGGGCCUCAGUGGCACUGGGGCUUGGCUAGCUCUGUUCAGGCUCAGGAUUCCUAAGAGAAAAGUUCAAAUGCUAUUUCACUGGCAAGUCUUUCUCAGACUGAGCCUUAAAUGGGAGCUGUGGUCCUAUCUCAGAGCUAGGCUUCCCUCCCUUCUUUUAGAAGUCCUUGACUACAGUGGAUCAGAGGAGGCUGUUGUUCCACUAGGGCUUCUGAGCUGGAGCCCGUGUAGGCAGACAAGAGCAGCAGAGAGGUACUGACACAAUGGGCUGACUCUGAGGUCGUUUUGUCUCCACAUUCUUACCCUCAUCCCCUGAAAAGGGGAAAUGCAACUCAAGGGUCAUGACAUCCACCAAGUGUUGAAUGGCAUAUAUUUUCUAGAAUGACAGGGCGGAUGUCCACAGUAAGCCUUUUCCUGGAUCUUGAGUGCUCUCAUUUUGCAAAUGAAUCUCCACAACCCUCGAGACAUCUAUGCACAGACCACAUCAAUCCUGCAUCUGUCUAGAUGACAUAUAUGGAAGAUGACAGGUCAUUACAAGGCGAAGUAUGAUAACCCAGUGACCACCUUGAAAAAGAUGGAAUUGCUUCUGCAUGACAUCUAUGUCUUUCCAUAAGCAAGUUGUGUGUAUUAACAUUAUAUAGUCUGUCUCUGGGCUACUGUUCCCCAGCUGGAUGCCCUCCAGAUAUUCUGGCCUUUAAUUCCCAUUAUUCCUGAUUAUUGACCAUGCUGCCUGGGACAGAUGAGAGUUGCAAUGCAAAACCUCUGGAGGAGUUGGGUUUGAAAAUGCUGCUCUAGGUGCUUGCCCAAGAUUCCUGACAGAGGCUUCCAGCAGCAUGGAGACAAAACAGUCUUUUGAAGCUUAGAACUAAUGGCAAGUGGGUGGAAAGUAGCCUACCCCCAAUUUUUUAAAAAAAAAUAAAGUCCUUGCUAAAUGCUCAUAAGCAAGAGAGGUGCAGCGGACAUUUUAACAUGAACUAUGGAUCAUGUUUAGUCUUGGAAAUGAACCAGCGUGUUUAAACUUUAUAGCACUUAUAGAUUUCCCCCUUAUUAUUGUUAGCUUGUAAUAUAUUGGGAACAUGUCUCUUGAUUGCAUAUGCUUUGAAGUAUAGUGCUUUUCCAUUUCAGUGUUCGGGUUAUGAAUGGAUACAGCCAUUCUUUAUACAGUACAUUGACUAUAUGUAUGGCUGCAAGCUAAAUUCAUUAAAACAGGAGUGAUGGGGUAUAUAAGAUAGUUCUGACUUGCACAACAUACAGCUCUAUAGUAAAUGUUGAAGCACAGGAGUUCCAUGUUUUUUAAGGGUGCUCUAUUUCAGCUACAUGAGUCUAACUACAAUGUAUAUUUUCACAUUCUGUGUAGCACAGGUCUGGACUGAAAACUGGGUUGUGGACCAAGCUACAGUGGGUGUCUUCAGGGGCACAACUACUAUAUUCUUUUUUCUUUGUUAUUAUUGUUUAAAGAAAAAGGGAAAGAAAGAUGAUUAAGCAUGGAGAAAGAGACAAAGGGAAGAAAGGGAGAGAAAACCGGGGCAAAAAUACACACACACUUCUAUAUCUAGAGCAUGCCAUGCAGCAGGUUGAAGUUAAAGGUGAGUCCUAGGUCUGGAAACAUUGAAAACUACAUUAUUAGCAUGCAGGGCACAGUUAGAGAAGGCUAAGUUCACAUUAUAUCCCACUAGUGAAUGUUCAAAGCUAGUCACCAUUCCUAGUAAUAAGGCCUGUCUUUUGGAUUGUUCCUGUUGACAUGUUGGAUCAGUUCAAAUCCCUUACAUAAGUGCAAGGGUGACUAAUCUGUGACCCUCCAAAUGUUGCUGAACUUCAGCUCACACCAUCAUUGACCAUGCUAGCUUGGGCUGAUAGGAGUUGUAGUUUAGCAACAUCUGGAGGGCCACAAGCUAGCCACCCCUGCUUCAGUGUACUCUGUUUAUCUUUUGACUGGUGUAUAUUUUCCCUGCUAUGCUUCUGAGUUGGAAAUGUAGCUCUGCCACUGUUUCAUUUAUAUGCAUUUUGCCAUAUUCCAGGUAUUAUCAAAACCGCGCUUCCCAAUAUGGACAGAGAAGCGAAAGACCAGUAUCUACUUGUCAUUCAAGCGAAGGAUAUGGUUGGUCAAAAUGGAGGGCUCUCUGGGACCACCUCUGUCACCGUCACCCUUACAGAUGUCAACGAUAACCCUCCCCGCUUUCCCCGCAGUAAGUUUCUGUGGAUGAUGAAUGAGGAAGACUAUAUUUCUUACAAAACUAAAUCUACAUUAGUUUCAAGUCCAGUAGUGAGCCUUUCAGGUUCCCAGCUGUUCAAGUGUGUUGGCUGCACAACAUAGUAUGCCUGACCAUUGCACCUUACACAUAUUCUGAGGGGUUAUGCAAAUGUCCAUUCUCCAUCUUUCGGAUCCCUUUGGGUUUUUUUCGUGCAUCGACGUGUGUUGCCAGUACUUGAGGAUGCUUAAUUUCUUUCUGACUUUAUGAUUACAGUAUUUCUGUGAUUAAUUAUAAGGUGCAUCAAAAUAUCCUGUGUAGGUGGAUGCAUAGUUGUUCUUGUGUGCAUCUCACAUUGCCUGACUAUCUCUGUCAAUUCCCCCCCUCCCAAAGACACUGAGAGUUUCAUAGAAAAAUCAAUCUGGGAAGAACUAGAAAACAAUCUGCCCUCAAUUUACUUGCUUUGACCAAGGUGGCUCAUGACUGAACUAAGCAAGGAAAAGAAACAAGCUUAUUUCCAGACUUGAGCUAGCCUGUUUAUACACAGUCUGCUGCUCUUCUCCACCUUGCUGCGAUAUUUCUUGUAAAGUCAUUGCAGGAGUGAAUUAGACUAAUGUGAGGAACAUAUGCAUGCCCAAUCUGGUCAGUUUUCAAGUGGGUAUGAAAAGAAACAAGCCAAUCAAAGCAAGACUGGGAAUUAGAUUCUUUCCCCCCUUGAAUUGCUUGAGUAAUAAUAAAACACCAGAGAUUCAGCUUCUCAAAGUGAGAAUGUUAGUGGCUUCAGCCUGCAUUUUGUUAAGCUGCAAUCUGUAUCAAUUUCAGCUUGAGCCGCAGGUUUAGAGUUUUCACAGGAGAAGAAGGAUGCCUUUGCAACAAUAGCAUUUAUCUCAAUUACAUGGCAUGAAGAGCCAGGAAACUGUCUCCUUAAGACACAAUUAAGACUUAUCUCUUAUUUUACAAAUGGAUUUAUUCUUUUCUUUGGUGACAUGAGAUAUACUCAAGAGAAAAUGUCAUUGGCUGUAGUCUGCCUUGGUAGAAAAGUUAGGUUAAGUGCUAUUUUUCCUUCUUAGAUGUUAUUUUCAUCAGUUUACUUAUGCAUCACUUGCUUAUGUGGAUUUAUAGUUGUGAGAGCAGAAUAAUGUUGGAGGAAUAGUCUCAAAUAGCAAAGCUUAAGGAAUUUGUUCCUUGCAAGCUCCAAUAAAAACAGAUAUUAUCUGCACAUCCUGAACUAAUGUGUAGACCAGAACAUAGUUAUCCUUUGGAUUUCACACUUCUUUGCAUUUUUACAAUGCAAUUUUUGGCUCAAAAUGCAUUUGCAAAUUGAUACUUCAAGAGAAAACACAUUUAGAAAUGAGCAUUUUUAGGAAAAUACCUUUAAAAAUGUAUGUUUUGCAAGGAAAUAUGUUCCAAUAUAUAAAAAUUUCCAUGCAGGUGUUGUUGUUGUUUUUUAAAAAAGCAUAGGUUAAAGAGGAGCAGGCAUAUGAAUGCAUGCAUUUGAAAGAGACAUGAACUGGAAAUAGACAGAUCCACCCCUAGAUUCAAAUAAUACUGUGAGCAAAAUUUAACUAUUUUGGAGUGGAUCUAACAAAGCCUGACCUAUGAAUAUUUCCCUCCUCCAACAUGACAUUAAAUACUACAAGCAAGGAAGGUGGCAAAAAUAAUUUUUAGAAUAGAAUGUGGAUGGAAGGAAGGGUAGCAGCAGUCUACUUGUACAAUGUGGCAGGUCCUUUUCGGACACCAGAAAGAUGUGCCAUCCUAUAGAGGGCACAGAGGAGAGAAUGCUGGUGUUAUGAUUUUAAAUCACCCAGUCUUCAGCAACAUGGAGCACUUUGGAUGACCAUGCUGGCUGGGACUGGUGGAAGCUGCAUUUCAGUCACCAUCACCAUUAGCAGCAGCAGCAGCAUCUUGAGGGCACCAGAGUGGCCAAGGCAGAAAGAACAUUUUCCCUCAUGGCAUUUUAAAGAAAUACCAAAUGUAUUAUGUUUAGAACCCUUCAGCUAUAAACUGAGGUCAUUGAUUGAUUGAUUGAUUGAUUGAUUGAUUGAUGAACAGAUGAAAAUCCAGGGACUGUUCUGAACUUUACAGGAUCGUAUCAAUAUAAUGUCCCGGAAUCGCUACCCGUGGCUUCGGUGGUCGCCAGAUUAAAGGCUGCAGAUGCUGAUGUGGGACCAAAUGCCGAAAUGGAAUAUAAAAUAGUGGAUGGUGAUGGCUUGGCCGUUUUCAAAAUCUUAGUGGACAAAGAGACACAAGAAGGAAUCAUUACAAUACAAAAGGUAACCUCACUUCAUUAUUUCUGUCCUGGUACACAAGUAACAUCAUCUCACUUUCAGUUUAUGCAAGGAAGAGGCUUCAGCCAAAAGACAGAUAAAUAAAUACCAGUGAGACCUGCAACCAAAGGUUGUAUUAUAGAGUACUGCUGCUUGGGAUACCAGCCAUUUCAUUCCCCUUCACCCCGUUUUCUGUCCCUCACCUCCUCUAACCAUCAGCUAGCAGACCAUGGCCACUCAGACAUAGUUUCUAUUGGUCUCUUUUUGGGGUUCCCAACCUGGGAGGGGGGGCUCUAAAUAUUUUUGUUCUUCUGAAAACCUUGGGGUUCUCCCAAUUUUGCUGACAUCUCACAUGUGGGGUGAUGCCAUUUUGGUUACAUAAGCAACAACUCACAGUCUGAACAUUGGAAAUAGAGAGAAGGAUGCCUUGAUCCUACAACACACAUUAAGAAUUCCCAGCUAUGUAGGACUCCCCCCACCCCGCCGCCUUAGUCAGCUAAAAGGUAAAUAUCAGAAGUGAUUUCAUUGAAUGUCAACAUACAUACAUUAAUUGAAAAUGGAUAGAGUAACCUUCAGUAGUUAUGUCAGGGUUAACAAGAAAUGUAUCAACAGUGCCAAGAAAGAAAUGUUGUAGUUCUGUGGUUGAGUGGACAGAAUGAAGGACGAAUUCCGAAAGUUCAAUCAUCCUGUGGUUUUGUUGUAGAAUCAUAGAAUCAUAGAAUCAUAGAAUCAUAGAGUUGGAAGAGACCACAAGGGCCAUCGAGUCCAACCCCCUGCCAAGCAGGAACACCAUCAGAGCACUCCUGACAUAUGGUUGUCAAGCCUCUGCUUAAAGACCUCCAAAGAAGGAGACUCCACCACACUCCUUGGCAGCAAAUUCCACUGUCGUACAGCUCUUACUGUCAGGAAGUUCUUCCUAAUGUUUAGGUGGAAUCUUCUUUCUUGUAGUUUGGAUCCAUUGCUCCGUGUCCGCUUCUCUGGAGCAGCAGAAAACAACCUUUCUCCCUCCUCUAUGUGACAUCCUUUUAUAUAUUUGAACAUGGCUAUCAUAUCACCCCUUAACCUCCUCUUCUCCAGGCUAAACAUGCCCAGCUCUCUUAGCCAUUCCUCAUAAGGCAUCGUUUCCAGGCCUUGGACCAUUUUGGUUGCCCUCCUCUGGACACGUUCCAGUUUGUUAAUGUCCUUCUUGAACUGUGGUGCCCAGAACUGGACACAGUACUCCAGGUGAGGUCUGACCAGAGCAGAAUACAGUGGCACUAUUACUUCCCUUGAUCUAGAUGCUAUACUCCUAUUGAUGAGGCCCAGAAUUGCAUUGGCUUUUUUGCUGCCGCAUCACACUGUUGGCUCAUGUCAAGUUUGUGGUCAACCAAGACUCCUAGAUCCUUUUCACAUGUACUGCUCUCAAGCCAGGUGUAUUUUGUAUUUGUGCCUCUCAUUUUUUUGCCCAAGUGCAAUACUUUACAUUUCUCCCUGUUAAAAUUCAUCUUGUUUGUUUUUGCCCAGUUCUCUAAUCUGUCAAGGUCGUUUUGAAGUGUGAUCCUGUCCUCUGGGGUGUUAGCCACCCCUCCCAAUUUGGUGUCAUCUGCAAAUUUGAUCAGGAUGCCCUUGAGUCCAUCAUCCAAGUCGUUGAUAAAGAUGUUGAAUAAGACCGGGCCCAAGACAGAACCCUGUGGCACCCCACUAGUCACUCUUCUCCAGGAUGAAGAGGAACCAUUGAUGAGCACCCUUUGGGUUCGGUCAGUCAGCCAGUUACAAAUCCACUGAGUGGUAGCAUAGUCAAGACCACAUUUUACCAGCUUCUUUACAAGAAGAUUCCAUAUGUUGUGUACAUAUGGAAUCCUUGCAGUAGACAAAUUGUCAUUGAUGUUACUUUUUCCAUGAACAAUGAAUGAUUCUGUAAAUGAGGGAGUUACUUUCCCCUUCCUUCUCAGUCUGUUCAAUGGGGAAGAUAGGAAUAGAUGGUCCCUUUAGGGAAAUCUAGUUGAUUCUUAAUCUGAGUAUGUGCCACAGAAAACAGUUUUGUUUUCAUAACUUUUGUUGUUUGAAGACAGUAUUGCAGUCUUCUUCCUUCCUUCCUUCCUUUCUCUCUCUCUCUCUCUCUCUCUCUCUCUCUCUGUGUGUGUGUGUGUGUAUGCGUGUGCACGUGCGUAAGUGCAUUUCAAUAUUGUUGUAAUUUUCUGAUUUUAGUCUCUUUGUUCUUAUCACAUUGUUUGUUUUAUAAUCCCCAGUGAAAUUGCCUGAUGGAACAAGGUUCCUGGGACUCUUGUUCAUUUGACAGAUGCACAAGCCUGAUUAGUGUUAGGAUUAACCAAAAGGAGGGAAAUGGUUCUCCAGCAACAGGGCCUUUGAAUGGUAGAUUACCGUAAAUUAUAUCAUUUGAUAGUUGUCAUCUAGUUUUGUUUAAAAGGAGAGUCUCAGACUGCUUCCUUUGAAGAAUAACUGCGUAUUGAGUCCUUCCUUCCUUCCUUCCUUCCUUCCUUCCUUCCUUCCUUCCCUCCUUCCUUCUCUUGUUCUUCUUCAGCAGAGACGGCUUGCCUUGUAAUUUCCUUCAGACAAGACAAAAUGCUCACUUUUCCCCCCAAAGAAGUUGAAUGGAUGAGGCAUAGGAUCUAAUCAGAUAACACUAAUGCACAGAUAUUAAUGAAGCUGUCAAGCUCCAUUCACUGUGCUGAGGGAAGAACCAAAGUAUACUUUGUUUUUUUAACCUUCAGCACUGUUCUAGUGAUUUGUGAGAUGUUUGUUUGCUAUUCUAACAAUCCCCAUAUUUCAGUUAUGGUCAGGAAGGGGUAAAGUGAAUGCCAGCUAAAUGAUGGUUGUUAUAAAAUAAACAUUAGCGUCAAAGUGAAGCAAAACAAAUAAAAAACAAAAACAACCCUUCUUGAUGGAGCAUCUUUAGAAAUUAAAGCCUCUCUACUAUUUCUGCAUUGUAAGGGCUACUUUGCUUUCCACUAUGUCACUGCAAAAUUUCAUCGUUUCAUGCAUGAGAAAAUCAAUAAAAUGAUUAUUUUUUUUUCAUCUGAUCCAGUAUUUGAGAGCAAGAGUCCUAUCAGACAGAUGGAGCCAUUUAAUUAUUGCUGCAUAGAAUCACAGAGUUUGAAGAGAUCCUGAGGAUCAUCUAGUCCAACGUCCUGCAAUGCAGGAAUAUGUCGUUGUCCUUUACAGGGAUCGUACCUGCAACCAUGGUAUUAUCAGCACCAUGCUCUAGCCAACUAAGAUGUCUGUUAGUUCAGGGUGAGCAGGAUCUAAUUCUGUGGGAUGGGCUGAAUGUUGUAUAUGGCAGCCAUUACUGAUUAACAACUGUGGGAGAGAGGUCCCUAGGCACUUACCAGCAAGCAUUUGCUUGAUGGCAGCAGAGAGACUGGGCGGCUGGCGCAUGGCUCUUGAACAUCAGAAACACCCAGUGUAGGCCUAUAGCAUGAUCAAUCCAUGCUCAAAUGUGACACUGCCUGGCCAUGCUCUUAAACAGUAUAUAAUUUAUUUUUCCUCCCCUGCUCUAUUAUUAUUUGUUACAACAAUAAACUAUUGCAAUUUAUAAAACACUAGAGUACUGGUGUUCUUGUCACAUUAUCCGCUUUCCUCUAUGAGUUCACACUUCCGAUGCAAGACAUUAAAACAUUAACAAAUCCAUAGAACGCAUUUCUCCAUUCUGACAUUUUCUGGCAUUAUUCUAUGGACACUCCACACUUAAAGCUCUCAUUCUCAUGCUAAAUGAUGGUGCCAUGUGCUGUCUGAACAUAGUAAGGGUACCUCUUACCCCAGUAAAAACAAUUAGGCAUGUCUAUUUCUGAUUUAGGAGAGAACAGAGUUAGUUAGCAAUUGUUGUAUGUCUUUAUGUCAAGUGAGCAUUAUGCUAUAGUCAUCAAACUCUUUCUGUCUGCUGUAUUUUUAUUAGGAAACUUACAAGAGGGCUGCUUUAAAUAGAUUUCUUUUGUUUUUUUCACAUCAAGUACUUAAUGUCUUGAAAAACUGGCAAUAGUUCAUACUCUAUUCACUUUUUCCAACUGGCUGCUUUUGUUGUAAUAAUUUUCCAUGAAGCAGUUUUAUGAGACUGUAUGCAUGAUGUAUCUAUACAUUUCAGCAAUUCUCACUCUUGUUUUUGCAGUUGGUACAAUCUUGCAAAAACAGCAGUGAUUGAGACUUGUUGAAAUGUAAUUAUUUACUUCUUUAUUAUAUUCUUAACCCAAACAUUCAUCAUAUGAUCCCAGGUUGGCUUACAGUUCUGUUACUUAGCAAUUCCAAUGGGAAAAUUCAUAAUGCACCAUAUUCACAGCAUUGCUAAAUAAAAUAGCAAAUGUGAUAAUAAUAUGUUGGUUGAAGUAUGUGUGUAUAUCUGCAACUUCCUGGGCAGUGCAGUUGGUAUGAAUCCUAAACCCCGAACCAAAGCACUUUGGAAAGACCCACGGCUUGUUCUCCACAGCUCCCCACACUGAAUCAGACCCCUUCCAAAACUUGGGGUCUGAGUCAAAGGGACACAAAGACACAGACAGUUUGUGAAAACCUCCAACACCCAAUAUAACUUGGUGGUUUGUUUAUUUUUUAAAUUCAAUUUAUAUCCUGCCCUUGCUCUGAAAAGAGCCCGGGGCAUCACAUAACGAUAACGUUAUGUAUGAUUGUUAGGAGAUGGGAGAAGUGCCGUUGUGAGUGAUAGCUCUAGUUUCGAGCCACAGAAUGACCUCAAUGGGAGUUUCAUUUUAUUUUCAUUCAUGGUGCUUUUGGGAGAGAUGUGGAAGCCUCUGAUCAUCUGCUGUCAAUUGAGAAGCAAACAAAAACAAAGCCUCUGCUUUCAUUUAUCAUAACUCGCUAAUCUCUGGACCUAUCCUUAUGAAGUUUUGCAGGUUUUUCGGAUAGGGUUCCCCUCACCGUUUAUGCUGCUUUCAUACAUACUAAGGUACCAAAAGCUCCCCAAGUCCUGCUGUCGCUUACCAAACAGUUUGAAUCCAUUUUUUGUCCUUACCUGACCUCUUGUGUAAUUUGUAGGCACUUAUUUGAUCUGCUACCUCCCACGUUGUGAAGUGUUGUGAUAGCAACAUUAACUGCAAUUUGUCCUACCAUUCUUCUUAAUCAAUCUAAUUUACAUGUUUGAUUGUGACAUUAGCAGCAGUUCAACUGCUUACCAUUUGGCUGAUUUAUAUGAUUUGAAAACAGCUUCACACACUCAAAAAUAUUAUUAUGAUUUAUUAUUGUUAGCUUGAGUUCCAUUAUUUACUCUCAUUAAAUAAUUAUCUUGUUUUCUAAUUACCCACAUUUUGAAAGUUAAUGUGUAAAAAUAUCAAAUAAACCAAUCAAUUACUAAGCAAAUUCUGGUUUCUUUUCUUCAUUUCUUCUCCUGAACAUAUGCUGUUACCUUAUAAUAAUAAAAAAUAAUAUUUUUUAUGUACAUUAAAUUUAAAAAUUAGCAAUACCAAGAGACAGUUUACUUACCAAUGCAAACAACAUUAUGCAGUGUUCUUGCAUUAUGCACCCAUGUCCUGGUAGAAGCUCCGUGGAACUGCAUUCUAUUCAUUUAGUUAACAAAAUGUAUACACUGCUUACUAGAACAAAAGUCCUCUAAUGCUUUACAAUGGACAGUUCAAAGUAUUCAUUAAAAACACAAAUAAAAAUAAACAUUAAAAACUAGUUACACAAACAUAUUAAAAUGGAAAAGGCAGUAAUUUCAGAACACUGCUACUUACUAAAAUCACAUACUAAAAUUAUGUGCCUAGGUAGGAUUGCAGUAAGGAAAUAAAAAGUCUGUAGCAGUCACCAAAAACAAUAUCCUGCCAUAUAUCAAUAGACAAGGAGAUCCAAAGUGUAAGUGCUGCCACACUUAAGGUUCAGUUUCUUGCGUGUGUGAAAUCAACAAAUUGUGGCGCUUCUAAGUGGUUGAACUGGCAUGUAUGGGGGUGAGGCAAUCCUUCACAAUCUGAUCCCCAGCUACUGAGUGCUUUACUUGCUAAUAAUAACAUCUUGAAUUAGGCCCAGUAACAAAUUGGCAGGCAGUGUAGAUUUCUAAGCAAGGCUGCUCUAUGCUGACAGGGUCUUGUUCCUGUCAACAAUCAUGCUGCCGCAUUCUGGGACGUGGGUGGCGCUGUGGUCUAAACCACUGAGCCUCUCGGGCUUGCCGAUCAGAAGGUUGGCAGUUUGAAUCCCCGCAACAGGGUGAGCUCCCAUUGCUCUGUCCCAGCUCCUGCCAACCUAGCAGUUCUAAAGCAUGGCAAUGCAAGUAGAUAAAUAGGUACCGCUGUGGCGGGAAGGUAAAUGGCGUUUCCGUGCGCUCUGGUUUCCAUCACAGUGUCCCGUUGCACCAGAAGCAGUUUAGUCAUGCUGGCCACAUGACCUGGAAAGCUGUCUGUGGACAAAUGCCAGCUCCCUCAGCCUCAAAGCCAGAUGAGCACUGCAACCCCAUAGUCGUCUUUGACUGGACUUAACUGUCCAGGGGUCCUUUACCUUUACCUCUUUUUUUUUACCUAACUGUAGCUUUUGGACCAAACACAAGGGGAGCCCUACUUAGAGUUCUUUGAUGUAAUCCUCUCUUGAAGUCACUGUAUUCUGUCUAAAGUUUGGUAGACUAGGUAUUCCUGCUUGGCUCCCCAUUUAGCUAGACUACAUUUAGCUCCCCAAUUUGCUGGAUUAUUUAGUGUUCUUAUUGGUGUGGUAGAUGCUCUUUCACAGACCCUUAUUCCAUUUGGACCUCAGUGUGGGUUGACUUUUAAAAUCUCUGUUGCUGGGGGGGGCGGGCGGAUCUGUUAUGUGAAUUAGCUCAGACUGUGAGAAAUACUGGCAUUGUGGCACAAGUAACAUUUUGUACUUAGGAAUGGUAAGCCUACAUAUUAUUCACUCAUAUUUGCAAGUCAAAGAGCUGGCUGAUUAUAAUUUAGAAGUUGACUCUGCUGCUUAAACUUCUAAAUCACUUUUUCUCUGUAGGAGCUGGAUUAUGAAGCCAAGGCCAGCUACACCUUGAGAAUAGAAGCGGCAAAUAAGCAAGUUGAUCCUCGUUUUUUAAGCCUUGGGCCCUUCAGUGAUAUGACAACAGUGAAGAUCAUUGUGGAGGAUGUAGAUGAACCGCCUAUAUUUACCUCACGUUUGUACACUAUGGUAGUGUCUGAAGCAGCUAAAGUAGGCACCAUCAUUGGAACUGUUGCAGCUCAUGACCCAGAUGCAUCUAACAGUCCUGUGAGGUAAUUUUGCAUUUCAUUUCCUACUUUUGCUGCUGCUUAUAUCUAUAUCAAAAAAAUUUACUGUAUUCCCAGAUAGAAAAAACACCUUGGGUUGUAUCAAACUAAGUUCUUCUCAGAGUUGUUGUUGGCUUCCAGCGUUCUCAAGAAACAAUGAAGUAUGCCUCCCGGGGUGGAGCCAAACCACUGGAGAAUCACAGUGCCUGCUGGGGCUGCAGACACAAGUAACUCACACUGUUUUUGCUUCAUUAACAGCACUUUAAUGACCUCUUCAGGGUGCAAGUCUUGGGCUGCCCAAAUGACAAUAUUUUCUCCCUCUUGGUCUCACUGAUGUGGUCCAAAGAAAAGCAGAGCAAUACAUUUUGCACCAGCUUGGCUGCAGUAGUCGCCAGAAAGAGGAGUACAAGAUGCCAUUCAACUGCCUUGGGGACUCUACUCUGGAUUUGCGCAGGGUUUACUCUUUAGCCCCUCUUCUCCUAAAGAUGCCACGCAGUGCAGCGGAUAUGGAGUUUCCCUUGGGGUUUACUCCUGAAGCCUUUCUCAUUAAUGAAUAUAGUGGAAGUUUAGGAUCAGAGUUUUCCUUCUCCUAGAUGGGCCACCUUCUCAGGUUGAUGAGUCGCAUCUGCCCCUCACUUCCCUCUACAGCACAUGCAGUAAUUGCCUUCUUGAACAUUGGGCCCAAUAUUGGUCUUGUCUUCUCAAUCCACCAAACCUGUCUUUGCAUGUAGGGGAAGUCUCUAACUCACUGAAGGUUUAAGAUCCAUCAGCUAUACUCUUCUGGUGUAGCUGCUGUCACAUAUUGACCCCUUCCCUGAGCCACAGGCAAGAGCUGAGUGCAACUCUCCAAAAGUGGACAGACUACUCCAGAAGGAGCAUGUCAUGUCCCCAGCAGAAGUACUACCACUUCCCUCCCCAGAGUAAACCCACUGGAACUAAUAGACCUAAGUUAGACAUGCCCAUUAAUUUCAAUGAGUAUAUUCUUAAGUACAGCUUAGUUAGAUACUGCUGAGUAUAUUUUGUUGUCAUUUGGAUUGACUUGUCUUGGUAUUUUCUGGGUUCAAGACAAAGCUUGGGAAAAGGAACUUUUAAGUUCACUUUGAUGUGGAAUAGUCUGUGCACUCCCAUUAUGUAUGCAUAGGCCGUGCAUUGCUUGUGAAAGUCUUUACUCAUGUGGAGUUUCACUUUGCUAAGGACCCUUGAGCAGCCAAAUCAACAUAUCACCAAUUUGUUACUACGCUGUAGCUGUAAACAGAUUUAAAUCCUUUGGGGCACAGCAUAAUACAAAUAUUUUAAAACAUAAAUAUUCUUUCUACCCUGCAGUAUGCGCCCAUAUAAUUACAUUUCAGUGAUUUUGUUGUAUCCCCGUGUUUAAAUCGCCUUAGAAUAUACUCCCCACUCCCAGCACUACACAUGAAAUCAUAACUGGAUUAUGUAAGGAAAAUAUUUUGUAGAAGACAAGAAGCCAUUAUUAUCCACAAUCCAUAGCUUAUGUUCCAAUUAAAUUAAUUACGCCAAACGCUUUGCAGAACAAGUUAUUUACAGAAAGGAAGCAAUGUGUAUGCUGGAUGCAUAUCGGAUGUGCAUUUUGCAGAAAUCUGUUCCCAAGCCUCUCUUUACUGGAGGUGCAUUCAUUUAUAAAAUUGUAUUUUUGUAGCUAUUUCCUUGCAAUGUAAGUGCUGAAAAUGUAUUUCAGCAUACAAAUAUUUCUCUCUCUCUCUCUCUCUCUCUCUCACACACACACACACACACACACACUGCUGUUUUUCAUAUAUAUGUAUAUCUCACUCUAGGUUGGUCAAAAAGGGAGCUCUUCAAAAUAACUUAAUGUGAUUCAAAAGUACUGUGAAUUUUCAUAGAAUGUUUAUCAAAUACUUGUGUAAAAGAGCAAAUACAAUUGAUAGGCCUGAGCUCUGUCUGUUUAUAGGGCAGCAGUGCUAACCAUGCAGUGUGUUAUUGAAGCUAGACUGAAAUCCUGUUUAGGUGCCGGGGCUCCCCUUGAAAAAUAUAUGAUGAAAUAAGAAGAGAUCACCUUUUAACACAUGAAGUGUGUCCUUUUGUCAUCUGGGACUGGGGGAAAGGAUGAAAGUUCCAGAGGAUUCACAGCUACCAAACUCAAAAUGAUAUGAAGUGCAAGGCCUUUUUAUAGCCUUUUUAUAUGCCUGCCUGCCUUUGUUUAGUCCUGAUUAGAAUUUCUCCCAAGCUUGGCAGCUUGAAAGAAAGAGAAAAUGGGGCAGUACAUCUGAUAAAACAUAUUGUUGCCACUAUUUGUUUUAGACAUCUUACACUUGUUCAUUAUUUUAGUAUAUAAGGCCAUACUUCUAUACAGGUUCCCUAAAUUACUCUGCCAUAAAGGUUUUUAUUGCAGUCCUCCUCAUUUUGUUGUCUGUUUGAGAAAAUUGAACUACAGCUUUUAAAGUGACUGGCUCCAUCACUUAAAAAGCAGAUUGAGCCUGUCUAGGAAAAGUGAUUUCAAACACCUGUAUAGUCAAAGACUCAUUGAACAGCCUUGGGAACAUUACUAUCUCUCUCUCAGCCUUAGCACAGGAAUUAUAGUAAUCUACUUCAGUUUAAGGAAACACCCAGGGUUGUAUCCAGUGCUCCAUGUGCAUUUUUCCACUGGUGCAACUAGACUUCCUUGUCCCUCAGCCUUCAGAGCUGUUUUGAUGCUGUUCAGGGGGCUAGAGGGGAAAAUGGGAGGAACAGGAAACUCUUCUGCUGGUGGUAGCAUCUAGUGAACAGAACCACUCAAAAGUGUGAUCCAAAAAGCAAAAUUUAGCUUGGAUACAGUUUGUUUUAUAGGUCUCCCCAAAUCAAUGGAGCAGGGGUUGAGGGAUGUACAAGGGGCUGCAGUGGGAAAGGAAGGGAAGAGAGAAAAAUGUUGUGCAAGCUGCCUACACUCAUGCUGCUUGAAUACAACCCAAUGUUAUUCGAAGGCUUUAAUCAGCUGAAUUUUUCUCAAGGAAAUAUGUCAUGCAAACUAAUGUUCUCGGAACCGGCUUUUGACUAGCUAUGCUGAACAGUGUCAGGGUUAAUAGCUAGGAAGCUUGAGAGCUGUCCAGAGAUUAAAUUCCAUCUGCCCAGGCCUGCCAAGAGUGGCUACAUUGCAAAGGUGACAGGCGAUGUCUCUGGGGGAAGGAUGCCAACCAUGAAGCUGUUCAAGAGCUGUGCAUUGCUGACCAAAUACAGCAGUUCAAGCAUGAGGGGAAAACAAAAUCAGGGAGUUACUAAAAUGAAAGCCAAAUGAGCAUGUCAUCAGUGCAGAAACAUUCCUAAAGGGUAGGCAAUAAAAAUAAUUGAUGCUCUUUGGGUUCAUUAAACUGGACCAAUUUAGUUAGAGUCACACAAGGGGUCAGAUUUUCAAAUUUCAUCUGCAAGGGUCCUCCAAACCCCCCCAAUUUUUUUCCAGGGGUUGCAGAGAGAAGGGGUGGCAGAAAACUCCAUUCUGUGAUUGUGAAUUAUGUUCCAUUCAUGGAAGAUACAUUAGGAUGCAGGCUAUUGCCUUCAGUAACUAAAAUGCAAUGAUAUUGAUAUUUUUGUAAUAUGCAGUUAUAGUUUAAAAUGUAAUUGCUCACUCAGUGAAAUCAACAAAAAUAUUUUGAUUGGUUAACAACCCUGCAAAUAAUUUGUGUCACUCAUGUCACUUUCACAAAAUUCUAAAUGUUCCCACUGGCUCAAAAUGGUGGGUGACCCCUGUUGUAUAUUUGCAAAGCCUUUUUGAGCAAUGUGAUGGAAAAUCCCGCCUUUUCUGUUCUAUGAAACAGGAAACCAUUGUAGUGGAUUACUGCACUAAGAAACAGGAUGAAGGCUUGCCAUCUGGGAAUAAUACUGUGAAGUACAAAUGUGCAAACUGUCUCAUCUUUACAAUCAAAAUCAUCACUGUUUGAGCUAUCCAUCCUUUUGGUUAAAAGUGAACGAAGACACACACACACACACACACACACACACACACAAAGAGAGGGUUUUUUAUUGUUGUCAAAGUACUUCCGAGGAAAGUGGAAGCAUUUCAUGUGAAGAGAACAUAAUUUGCAACAGCUUGUCCUUGCCUUUUUUCAAGCAGUGGUAUUUGCAUCCUUAAGCACACUCCCACAGCAUUGUACCUAGUACUGUCAGUAGUUGCUAUGGAAGAUCUGAACUUUUGCUUUACCUUGAUUGGCCAAAGAGGUGAAAAUCCUGACCUGCUUAUUUCUUUCCAAUCAAGCUGUGGAAUGCUGUGUGGCCUUUUCAGCUCCCUUCUUCUCCACUGUACAUUAAUUGACUAAAGUACUCGUAUGUGUGUUUUUCAGAGUCUUUUUGCUGGGAACCCUUCUGCAGGUAUCUUAAAGUAAAAUGUGGAUGCUACUCUAUUUUGAUUUGCUUAUGAAGAAUCCUAGUUAAAUAGUUUCCAGUGCUACUUACACCAGGGCAGGAAAACCUGCCACACGCCAGAUAUUAUUGGACUUCAGUUUUGGUCAGCCUCAAUUAGCAUGAUCAAUGAAUGGUCAUGGAUUAGUAGUACAAUAAAUGUGGAGGGCCACAGGUUCCCUAUCCCUGAUUUACAUCCACAUUACAACUACACUUUCCUUUAUGUUCAUUAAUUUGCUUCUCUUCGCCUCCUGCAUCAUGUAGAGAGAUUAAUGUGAUUGAGAACUCCCUUUCAAUGGAAGGUUAUCCUUUUGGAUGGAUGAGUCACUUCCCCACCAACCUCAAUCUACCCUCAGCCAACCCUAACCUGCCUACCUUCUGACUUAAAACUGCCUGUUAGCUUUCUCCUCUUAAUGUCUCAGUGUUGUCCCUUUUAGAAUUCAGCCGGGAGGACGAUAGGGGGCAAAACAAGAAUCACUUGCUCCAGCUCUGCCUCUCAUUGUCUCUGGCUCCUCCUAAUGUUCAGUUCUCUGACUUCUACCCUACCAGUCCCAAUGGGCAUCAUCAGCAGGGCUAUUAAAAAACAAACAAACUUAUUUCAUGGCAAGCAGGUGACUUCAGGCUGACAUAUAUUCACUGUCAAUCAGCAUUCCAGUUAAACACAAUCUGGCCUUCUGGUAUAUUGUGUUAUAUCAAAGGUGUGUUUCUAAUGGAUCUAAAAGUACAUAGCCAAUUUCCAAGAGGAUAAUUAAACAGUCAACAAUGGGCAUUUUCUCCCUUUCUCAUGGCUUAUUUUCUGUCUGAGCUUUUCUCCUCCUUGAAAACAGCUUGGGGGAUUCAGGCAAGGCGAGCUUAAGCCAAGGUUGCUCAGUGACAGGAGUCUGUGUUUGUAUGAUGACAAUAAGGCCCCAGGAGCAAAUGUAGUAAUACGUAAUCCCUGACCUACUCUACAGUUUUCUUAUUCACCCCAUGGGCUUUUCUGCCUGUGACAAAAAGUUCAGUGUCUCACAGUGGAAGCUCUGCUGGGAACCACAGGGAAUUGAUACAGCCAGGUGGCACAGUUCCAAAUCUAUUCCACGUUAGGUUGGGUUCAGAAGUAGAGUCUUCCAAAAAUAAAUGAGUGGUCGACCUAAGAGCAAAAGAGCAGAAAUGGAAAGGAAAUACCUGUGACCUCAGUUAGGAAGGUAUCAUGAAAUGCAGGAACUGAGCCAUCUUUCCUCGACACAGUGAAUUUUGCAGAAUCAGAUGGCUCUAUGUAACAAACUCUCUGUGUGCUGUAAGGGCUGUAAGACAGCUGACAACAAAGGAGAAAAGAAUCUUGAUGAAAAGCUCUUUGAGCUUAAUGUGAAAUAAAUGAAACUUAACACGCACACGCACUGCAAUUAUACAUACAUCAAAAGUUUUCUUUCAUCUUUCAUCCAGGUACUCCAUAGAUCGAAACACAGACCUGGAGAGAUAUUUUAAUAUUGAUGCCAACAGUGGGGUGAUUACCACUGCGAAGCCGUUGGAUAGAGAAACAAACGCUGUUCAUAACAUCACUGUCUUGGCUAUGGAGAGUCGUAAGUUCCCCCUGCAAAGCCAUUUUUUAAGCCUUUAAAAGUGUUGGUGAAAUGAAUCAAGUUGUUCACGAAGAACCUUAAGUGUUGGAAGAGAUGCUUUAAGCCAUAAACAGUUAACUGUAAUGAGUUAAAAGUUAAUGCUAUUUCAUGACAAUUCUCUAAGGUUUUUAGGCAGUAUCAUGUAUCAUAGAAUCCUGAUCUUAGAACUAUAAUGUCUCAAAGAGGGCAGAAACACCCUUAAUGUAUUUAUAUAUUAUUGUUUAAUCUUCCAUGGGCAUCUCCUUGGAUUAAAAGAGAGAGGAUAGAAAUUAAAGAGUUAAAUAAAUAUAUGGGGCAGGAUUCACCUAGGAUUCACCCAGCAGCAGAAGCCCUGUUCAAGGAUUUAUGCAUGCAAAAUGGGGUUUUGCCCUAUCUCUUUCCACUGCCCCCCUCCAAAUUGUCUUGAGGGGUCUGAUGAACCCCCAAAAUGGGGGGGGGAGAAGAGAGGGAUUGUUCCCUCUGGCAACCUGAAGCGUACACGCAAAUAGAAUGAAUGGAAGCAUGUGGCUUUGAAUUUUACCCAUGGUGUUAGAAUUGACAGUAUAUGCAGAAGUAGUCAACAAGGUGCCCAUCAGAAGUUUGGAAUGCAACUCCCAUCAACAUGGACCAGGGAUGGGAAAUAUUUAACAUAUGGCCUAAACUGAGGAACAAAUUUGGCCCAUGAGGUUACUUCUCAAAAACCACUUCCACCUUACAAUCUGCUGAUGUCACUCUGAUGGGGGAUGGGUGGGUCAGGGUUCAAUCCUGCAUUGGCUGCUUACACCUGUUUCUCGCAGGAGACUUAGGGCACACACAGCAGAAAGUAACCCCUGCUCAUCAGUUCAUGAGUGAUGGUUAAUUCCUACUGAGUUUAGCUGUAAGUGUCUAUUCCCCUGCUAGGAACAGGUGCAUGGAGCCAAAGCACAGCAUAAGUCUGUUUGAAAACCCUUUUGCAAACAGUUCCACAAUGCAUUUUUAAGCUCCACUUUUCAUGGGUUUGAUGAACAGGCUGCUUGCAAAAGGGCUUUCAAACAGCCUACAGUACCCUCUGAAGUCCUGACAACCAGGGCUUCAAAGCAUACUAUCACCUGGCAUCAUAGUUAUGCCAUGUGAUUUACAAGUGGGCUGGCUUGCAUGUCUGUCAGAUUUGGCCAACAGGAUUGGAGAGAUAACCAUCCAGCCCUUUGGCCAAUAAAGUUUUCCCCAGCUGUAAUCCAACAACAUCUGAAUGGCAGAAUGUUGUAUACCAAUUAUACAGUAUAACAACUUGCAACUGUAGAAUUACAGUUUACUUACAUUUGUAUAACAAGGGUUCAUUAAUACUGCUAGAUUAAGACCCAUCAUUUGUCAUAGAUGCAUCCAUGGUUAUACAGGGAAAAUAAUUACAAUUCUCUUAACUGCUGGCAAAAGAAAGGAAAUGGAAGGAGCUGGAGAAAUUACCCUUCUUUAUUCCCUUCCCUGUACCUUUUUCUCAUACAUUUAAUGUAGGCCAUGAGGAGAAAUAGGACAAUGUACUUGAAGAACCAUUGGCCUGAUCAAGCAUGGCAGCCCUUUUCUUCUUUUCAGUUUUGGUUCACUCUUAGUGACAAAAAUCCCACUGACAACUUAAUUUUGUGGUUCCAGAAAUAUGGAACAUAUUUCAUAGUUUCAGAAUUGGUUCAUUAUGAAUAAUAACAACUGGUUCUUGUCCUUUGAAACAGAAAACCCUUCGCAAAUUGGGAGGGGAUAUGUGGCCAUCACUAUUCUUGACAUCAACGACAAUGCUCCUGAGUUUGCAAUGGAUUAUGAAACUACUGUCUGUGAAAAUGCAGAACCUGGCCAGGUGUGGAUUUAUAUUCCUAACAGCUUGAUGAUAUUUGCUGCACAGCAGUAAUUUGAUUUGCAUUGAUGCCUCCUUUAAGAUAAAAUAUAAUCAGUUUAUUGCAGUAAAAAUGACAUGUUGAUUUGAAGCUAAAAUAAACAUUAACUAGAUAUGAAACCAUCAUCCACGAGCCUGUGAGAAAACUGCACAGGGAAAUCUACACUGCAUAUGAUUUUGAUCAUCCUCUACACUUCCUAAUCCAUGAAAAUAGCAAAUUUCCAUUCUUCCAGUUAAUUUCACUAAAAUAGACCUUUUUUAGAGUAAAACUACACUGAGUACCAGCUAGAUGCUUUUAUGCUCAGAUUCCAUAAAUGGCCUUCUUUCUCAUGUGUCCUCAACUGUUGAAUGAUGAAUCUCUCCUAAUUCCUUGAAUUCCUGGAACAUAUUAAUUCUUUAAGAAUUGCUACUGUGUCACAUCCUACCAACGUUCUCAAUUCAGCUUGAAUUUUUUAAAAACUAUUAUCAGCAGAGGCGUUACCCAAUUAAACUGUUCCACCAACACAAGGUUUUUUAGAUAAGCAAUGAACUUCCCUGCCCUUUCCUUAUGCAACUCCUAAAUAUGUUCUGGCAGUUCUCACAACCUUCUGGAUUCAGAUUUACAUGGCAUUCAGGAAGUGUAUAGGGAGGAUGGGGAGGUUUUAUUGUGCAACUAAAACUCCUUGUUCUAGCGGAACUGUUUAGUUGGAUAUUUCCCCAGGUUUUUAUCUGCACGGACACCAUUUAAAUGACAAUGGCUUCCUGUGCCCCCAUGCAACAUUUCCCCCAAUUUAACUCUUUCAGCAUCCCUUGUAAUCACACACACAAAAUUAACAGGGGUGCUAUCAAAACAGAAACUCUAAACCAAAUUCUAAUGAGUGUCUGAAUUUUGAUGAGUACCUGAAUGUAACAAAAACGGACUGUGGGUCACACCACUAUAUAAAAUUUCCUCUCCCUUCUUAGAGCUCUGAGAAAUUGCCUUUUAUUGAAUGCAGACUAAAAUAUUGCCUUGUAUUUAAUGCAAACUAAAAUCUAACCUGAAGGCAAAUCACUUUUCUCUCUAGGCAAUUCAAAGAAUCAGUGCCAUUGACAAAGAUGAUCCACCUAGUGGUCAUCAAUUUUCCUUCAGUUUGGCAGGGGAGGCUGCAAAUAACCACAACUUUACAUUACAAGAUAAUAAAGGUAAGGUACUGGCUGUGAUUGUCAAUGUCAACCCAAGGGCAUUGUGAGCGUUGACACACCAACACUCUUAUUUCUUCAGACAGGCAAUACCGACUGUCAUCUGGAGUAACUUCACUGUCAGGAAGAACAUUAAUUAAGAGCAAUCAGACCCCAAAGUAAUUUUUAUCCAUAGAUUAUCUGUCAGGAGAAAGAAGCUGCUGCUUAAAUCAUUUUAAGCCAUGAGCCAAACAGAUGGGCUUCAGAUCCAUUCUUAAACAGACUCUUUUUCACUUUUUGUUUUUAUAGGUCUUUAUCUAAAUUAGAUUAUACCUCAGGGCAGCAGCUGAAAAAUUUCCUGGAUCUCAUGUUUGAUUAAUGUAACUCAGGAAAUAUAGAAAUGAGCCCUUAAACACAUGGCAAAUUGGCCACCUCUUUGAGAAAACAACUUUUUCAUCCAUAUCUUCUGCUGCUAAAAAUACUUUUUGGAAACACAAGCUAAAGGUUCCAUGUUUCUAGGCUGUUAGUAUGAUUUAGCUCUCCUACGUGGAACAACAUUUUGCUAAAGGGUAGAGAUCCUUGCAAAGUUGGAAAGAGCUAUUCUUGCUUUAUUUAUUUAUUGUAUAUUUCAUUUGCCCUUAAAGGUGGAUGUUGGAAAGAAUUCUAGAUGAAGUCCUUCAGCUCCCCAUCUCAAAACAUGAAAAAUAAAUGCAGCAGAUCCUCCACAACAGAAAGCCAUUACCCUUUUCUGAAGGGUAACCUUAACUGGUGUGAGGACUGGUAGCGGACAUUUCAAAGGAGGAAAUCUGUGUCACGUAUAAUGGUUCAAUCAAUGCCACUGCAAUUUGCAAGUUCCCAUUUACAAGUUCUAGAAUCUUCUGCAUUCCAAAAUAAGCAUGUAGAAGUUAGGAGGCUUUUCAUUGUUUUGUUGCUGUUUGUUGAUGACUAGUUUUAUUUUUGGGAAAUGCUCCCCUCUGUUUCAAGUUUUACAGUUUGUAUUAAAAAAUACAAAUAUGCCAAUUAUGAUUUCUCACCGUAUUCACAAGUGAUGUUUAAGCUUGCACCUCCUCCAGAGAGAAAAGCAUAUAUUGGUUCUGAAAUAUUAGAACUGGCAGGAGAUUUUUAAAGUCAGUUGUCACCUUUUUGUAUAUUUUUAGUAUAUACACUGAAAUCUUUGUUAUUCAUUUAUUCAAAGAUCUUAGGUGUUAUCCAUUAGCAAAAAGUAAAUUAUUUGUUGUAUCUGUUCAUCCGUGAACAUCUGAAAAACAAUUGGAAAUCAGUUGUGACAGCAAUUUGUGUUGAUUCACAUGGUACCUCUGAGAGGAAUUUCAAGAGCUGCUAAUUUUAUUAGGUCUCAAAUGCACAUCCUUUUAAUAUACAUAGCAAAAGGCAAAUAUACAUGAAUUAUCUUCAGAAUGUGUCAUUUAUAAUGCAUUUUUGCUCACUUUACUCCUUGAAAGAUGUUAACAGAGAUGCAUUCAUUGAGGAUGUUCUCUUGACUACAUAGAUUUGCACCCUAAGUUUCAGUCUGGACUUCCUUAGUUCCAAGGUUAUGUUUUUUUAACAAAGCCAUCUGAAUUAUUAUAAUAAACAGCCCCAUUUUAAGAAACAAUCCAAUGUUUUAAACCAUGAGCCACCAAAGAAAAAUACUGUUCUCAUCUUCUCCAGCUGAUGUGUUGUACACUCAGCUAUGUUAGUGUCCUCAUGUAUGACGCUGAUGAUAUAAUUAUGGAUAAUAGCAAGAAGCCUACAGAAAGGGCUAUAACUCAGUAUUAGAGCACAUACUUCACAUCAAUCAAUUUGGCCUUUCCAGGUCAGUGUAGACAAGAUUGAGGUAGACCAUCUUAUAGACCAUUCUGUCUUCUUAAGAGCCUUAUUUUUCCCUAAUUGGUUAGAGAAAAUAGAAAGAUCUGCUUCACAAAGUUAUACGCUAAGGGUGUGUGUGUGUGUUUUUCUUUAAGUGCCAACAGAUAAGAAACACGGGAGCAAACAAAGUUCAUUAGAACUUAGCCAUUACUUGCAAGCACAAGUGAGCUGUCGUUUGCACACACACUUAAGUGCCAGUGCAGAUCAUGUCUCUCUCUCUGUGUGUGUGUGUAUACAAUAUUUAUUUUGUGCUCAUCGGUACACAGUUGUAUACAUAUUCUUCCUUGUGCAAUUUACUUUGUACCAUUCAUGCACAUUAGAUUUCCAUCCAUUUUAAACCAUGAAGUGCUGUACUUUUUAGAGAAACAAUUAAUUUAAAGCACCUUUAAGAGACCUUUACAUUCCUUGACAUUAGAAUCUUGAUAUCGUUUUCUGAGAAUUUGCACAUUUUUGUUUAGAUUAGCAGUGGCUUUAUUCAAAUUCUUAACUGAACGACAAAUCCUUUUCUCAGGGUUUGAUGAACACAUCCCUUCCUACACACACACACACACACACACACACAUCAAAACCCUCUACAAAGAUAGAGUGGCUAGAGAUACUCAUGGAAGGCCAAGUGAUGUAGUCCUCUUUUUCAAAAAAAUAAAUAAAUGGAAAAAAUUGAGUGAAAUUUAACAUAUGAAAUGAAGCACUCAUGAUAAAUUUUCCUUUAUGGGCUUAGUGGAUCAGAACAUGUCUCCCUGCUGUUCUCCACAUGCACAUGGAUCCUAGACCAGGAUAAGCCAAUGAUGGUAGACAUGAGAACAUGAACUUUUAACCUUCCUGUUGUCUUUUCUUGAUCCCCUCUAUUAAGAUUGCACCUUGCAUUUACAAGGCCUGUCAUCAGGCAAUGUGGAAGACUUGCCGCAGCUUGACUAGGGAAUUAGGCAAGGAGACAUGGAACUGCAUUAAACAAGGGAUACCUAUGAAGGGAUAGCUAUGAAGGACCCAAGGUGGGCUAACCUUCAGCCCUUCCCAGGGCUUGUUCUUUGCAGUCUCAGGUUGUAAAGACUGCAAGCUUGUUGCUAUUGGUAAGGGUAAAACAACGGGCAUAAUAAAUUGAUAUGUAUUUUAAAAAGGCACAGAAUAUUUCUUGAAGAAAUCCUGUCAGUUUCACUCUUUGUCUUUGCCUCGGUCCAGAUAACACGGCAUCUAUUCUAACCAGAAGAAAUGGAUUCCGGAGGCAGGAGCAGUCAGUUUACUAUUUGCCAGUAUUUAUUGUGGACAGUGGCUCUCCUUCACUGAGCAGCACCAAUACACUCACUAUCCGGGUGUGUGACUGUGACGCAGAUGGCAUUGCCCAAACAUGCAAUGCAGAGGCCUACAUCUUGCCAGCAGGACUUAGCACCGGGGCACUCAUAGCGAUACUGGCUUGUGUUCUGACAUUGCUAGGUAUGUCUUUGGGGUUUGUUCCCUGGAGAGGGACAGUUUUCCUUCAGAACAAAUGCAAUUCCUUUACUUAUAUGUGUUUGCAAUUGCUUGGGCGGGGAUCAAAUAAAAUGUGUUUAUUUAUUAUGAUAUUUGUAUACUGCCUGUAAUGUGGCCAUCUCGGGGUUGUGUACAAUAGAUCAUGAAAUAGAAUACAGAAACCAAAAUGCAAAUAAACUCACUAAAUACAAGAAGUAACAAUCAAGAGUUAGAAAAGGAAACGGAAACCUUAAAGGUUCUACAGUGGGAGGCAGUGGAUCAGGCCAAUUCCCAUCUAGUCCAGCAUCCUGUUCUCACUGUUCAACCAGAUACAGCAGUACCUUGGUUGGCGAACUUAAUCUGUUCCAGGAGUCUGUUCGACAACCAAGGCAUGGCUUCCGAUUGGCUGUAGGAGCUUUCUGCACUCAAUCGGAAGAUGUGGAAGCCGCAUCGGACAUUUGGCUUCUGAAAAACGUUCACAAACUGGAACACUCACUUCUGGGUUUGCAGCAUUCGGGAGUCAAAAAGUCUGAGUACCAAGGCAUUCAACAACCAAGGUAUGACUGUCCCUGUGGGAAACUUGCAGGCAGAACCUGAGUGCAAGAGGACUUUCACCUCCUGCAGUUUCCAGCAACUGAUAUUCAGAUAUAUAGCCAUCAUGACAUCAGUAGCUAGCAUGAACAGAAAUGUUUUCAGAAUGUGUUGAAAUUUUGCUAAUAUUGACAUGUGACUUAUUUCUGAGGGGAAACCCUUCUUGAGAGUGAGUGCCACCACAGAUAAGGCCUUUGGGGCUUCUCAUAUCUAGGUACUGACCAACCAAGACUUACUUAAUUUCAGUAGAUGAAACUGCAUCACAUCUUCAAUUCUCUAAAGUAAUUAGUUUCUGUCAUGUCAGCCACACUUAAGACACAUUUGUUUAGUCCGACACAAGAUGUACAGCAUGGGUAGGCAAACUAAGGCUUGGGGGCCAGAUUCAGCCCAAUCGCCUUCUCAAUCUGGCCCGCAGAUGGUAGAGGAACCAGCGUGUUUUUACAUAAGUAGAAUGUGUGCUUUUAUUUAAAAUGCACCUCUGGGUUAUUUGUGGGCAUAGGAAUUCGUUCUCCCCCCCAAAAAUAUAUAUAUAUAUAUAUAGUCCGGCUCCCCACAAGGUCUGAGGGACAGUGCACUGGCCCCCUGUUGAAAAUGUUUGUUGACCCCUGAUAUAAAGGAUAAGAACUGCAGCCUUAAAGCCUAACCCGCAACCUUAGGUUUAUAUAUACCAAAUCUUAUACAGUGGUACCUCUAGUUACAAACUUACGAUAAUUCGUUCCAGAGGUCCAUUAUUAACCUGAAACUGUUCUUAACUAGAGGCGUGCUUUCGCUAAUGGGGGCCUCUUGCUGCUGCUGCGCCGCCGGCACACGGUUUCCGUUCUCAUCCUGGGGCAAAAUUCUCAACUCAAGGUAACUCUUCCAGGUUAGAGGAAUUUGUAACCUGAGGCGUUUGUAACCUGAGGCAUUUGUAACUCGAGGUACCACUGUAUAUAGAUUUGGUAACACUGAAAGUAGCGUUACUUCUACCUUUCCAGAAGGUGUUCAGUCUCUUGAUUAUGCAUUUGCAGCCUGGAAUCUGUGAUGGUUACAGACUCACACCUGGAAUAAGCUCAGAGGCACAGAUACAUUUAUAUUCUCACAAUCACCUCAGAUUAGAAGCACCAAUUCACAAGUAAAAAAUGGCACUGGAGACUGGGGGGGGGGGGAGCACCUUUUCUAAAGCCUAAUCUAUAAAAAUCUCUGAACUGUGAUAGCAUUUUUUAAAUCAUUGCUUGGCACCUUACUUGAGUGCAUAUGGCAGUUAGGACUUGGCACAGUCCUGGCACCUUCUAGGCAAAUAAUGAUCAUGCAAGAAUUGCCAGAACUUCACAUUUCUCUGAAGCAGUUUUUUCAUCAUUAUUACCAUGUGUAUAGAUCAUUGUCUGUAGUAGACACACACUGGUUCACACUUCACAUUAAUGCACAGUAAAAAAAAUUCCUAUGCUUUCAUGUGAAUGAGCAAUGUGUGGUUGCCUGCUGCUGAAAUCACAGUUACUUCACUCUUUCCUGACUACUUUGUCUGGCUUGUACAAACUGAGCUCAUGGUUUGUUUUGGGAAAACAAACCACAAACACUAAGCAAUUUUUGGCUUCUUGUGGUUUGUGUGGAGAGAAACCCUGGUUUUGGACAACUCAACAUGCCAGAUCAUGCCUUGUUUCCUGGCAGCAGUGGAAGAGCAAAGCACCGACAAUUACCAGCAUGCUUUUCAUUCAUAUUAAACCAUAGUUUAAGUAUGGUUCAACGAGAUGUGCAAACCAGGCCACUUUAUAAGUGAGCUACAUUUGCAAGCAACUUUUUUUAAAGGCUAGAAUUGUUCCUGUUUUUGUAAAGGAGAUGAUUUAUAUCCUCUGUCAAGUAGGUGCAUUUAUUUUAACUUUUAAAGUUCAGAUAUACAUAGCUCAAGUCAAGCUAUGAUAAGGAGUGUAACAAACAGUGCUGGGAGCAGUGAGGUCUCUUUAAUCAGGCACAACUUACACAUGGGAAAUGCAGGCAGAAAACUGGAUUAGUGAACAAUAAUGGACAUAGUCUAGUAGUCAUAGGCUUAUAAUGCCCAAGCCUUCACAUGUCUGCUCAAAAGUAAGAUUUAUUGAGUUAAAUGUAGCUUACCCCAGAUAAGUGAGUACAGUGGACACUUGGGUUGCGAAUGUGAUCCAUGCGGGAAGCACGUUUGCAACCCGCAGCACUGCAUCUGCGCACGUACGGGUCACGAUUUGGCGCUUCUGCGCAUGCACAAGCCCCGAAACCUGGAAGUAACCCAUUCCGGUACUUCCGGGUUCGGCGCAAUGCGCAACCCGAAAUCGCACAACCAGAAGCGUCUGUAACCCGAGGUAUGACUGUAUAGGAAUACAGCCAAACAUAAGCUUAUUACCACUUGUGUAUGUGUCCAAAACCCCUUAAUAAAUAUAGCUGGCAAAUGUUAGAUUAUUGAGUAUAUAACUGAAGCAUCAACAUGUAUUUCCAUUUGUCCCAAAAUAUUAAUGAGUACGAAAAUACCAUAGAGCAUAUGAAACAGAUACAUACACGUGUUUCUUUCAUGUAACAUUGUUUUUUCAAACAGCAUAAUAUUUCAGGUGAGUAGGUAAAACUUAAAAAGAAUUCAGUAGCGAAUAUUAUAAUUUUGACAUGCCUUGAUAUUUAAUUGGAUUUCUGUUCAUUUAUGUUUCUUAAAACUUUACCAUCUAUUGAGAAAUGUCUAUGUGACAGAAUUUGAACCUAGUAGGGAACCAAGUGCAGUAACUGCUAGUGCAAAAUACCGAUCCAUCCAUCAUUUUGCAUUUGGCUGUGCUUGUCAGAAUUGACACAUUCUUCAUCUAUGGAUUCUGGUUUCCAACCUAGGCCUCCUGUGGUUCAGGUGUCUUAGGAACAGACAGGUAGAGUUUUCUAGCAAAAGUAUGAGAUUCAAAGACGACAGUGUUUUAUUCAGGAAGUGACAUUGCCCAUGACAAGAAAUGACAUAUGUGAAGACUAAGCUCUCCAGACAACCUUUCAGACUGUUAAAACUGCAAAAACAGCUUCCAUAGUUUACAUGCAAUGCUCUCCAUAUUCCAAGUGUCACAGAAAAGAGCAUUUCAAGCUAAACCGAACUUUGCUCAGAAUUACUGGGAGUUUUAAAUCAACUUGGCAGAAUACAAAUUGUUAGAUGAAGAACAAACUUUAUGCCACAAAUAUUUCUGAAUUAUUCUCUACCUAGCUGUUGCCUGAUUUAGAGCAGUGUUCAGAAAGACAUCUUGGAGUCCAAUUCCAUUCAUUUUUACUUGGAAGUAUGAGUCGAACUUAAUUUAACAAUCACAGAAGUAUCAAUUGCAGUAUCUGUUUAAGUAAAUUAUAGCUGUGGGUUGCCUAAUUUGACCAGACUGGCAGGAGGUUCUUAACCCUUUUCCCCCUGUACUGAUACACCAUGGGGUUUCUUCUCUCUGCACUCCUCCCAGCGGUCAUUCCUCCUCUGGUCACUGCUAUGGAUACAUAACCUUACUGUCAGGGACUUAAUAUUUUAAAUAAUCAUUCUAAUCCCAGAAAUUUACUAAGGAUAAUAUCCAACUAAGUCUAACUUAGGUCUGACAUACUGAAAUAAUGGGCUUUAUUGAUUUAAAUGGAUCUGUUCUGAGUAUGAUUUGUCUACUUGUUUCAUAUCUCUCCUUCCCCCCCCCCCCAUUUUUGGCAAAAAAAGGAAAGCUAAUAGAUAAAAAAGAAAAAGAAAGAGGAAAGCUAAAAAUAUGUCACAGGCCAAAAUUGCCUGAUUCUACCCUUUCAACAGAGAGGAAGUAUUUCACAAUGCACCUCUCCGUUACUCUUUUAAAAAUCUGGAUGUAUACCCCAUAACUCAUAAUGGGCAACCUUUGCUUGUUAAAUACUGUUCAACCUCUAUUCCUUAUUUGUAAAACAAUAAAUAAAAGGGAGCUGCUGUCCGCAUUACGCAGUAUGAGGUGAGAGACUGAAGUGGUAAAAUUCCAGUCUGCACCUUUACAGGCUAAGGAUAGAGUGUCACACUGUGAAUUUUUCCCCAUGUUAAAAAAAUAUCGCUGCAAGUAGCAAACAUGCACAGGAGUGGUUUAAUGUAUUCCUGUCCCUAAUGGGACCAUGCUACUACAUUUGGGGAGCUUUUUAUAUGGGAAAAUGAUUUUUUUUAAUUAAACAAAUUACACAGACUGAAUUGGUACUGUCCAUCAUUCUCCUUCCUGAGUCUUUUACUUCAUUUUUUUCAUUUAGACAGGCACCACCUCUCAGAUCCAAAUAGCCCUGUUGUUAUUGGAAGCCUUUAAGGCAAUCUGUACAUAUGAAGCAUAUUGUAUUCUAACUCUUGUCAGCUGUGAUGUUGUUUUUUAAAAAAAAAUGGGGGGGGAGAGUAAAGAUAAAAAAAAUACAUGAUUGUAGCUUAUAAAAAGCACAAGAAAAUCAUCUUGCUGGGUGUCAUUAUUUUUAUACUGUACAUAAUUCCUUAAAGAAAUAAGUGAGGAAAAUCUUCAAUGCCUCUGAGAAUUAUAUGGCAAUUGCGGUGUAAUUUCCCCCCAGUUAACAUCACAGACACACAAUAGUAAUUGCUUUUAUAAUAACUGUUUAACAUAAUCGUAACGAUCAUUUUGUGCCCCCUCAGACAUGUACAACUGUUUCUCAAACUCAAAAGGUUUUUCCUGUGCUUCAGUUAGGCACGGGAAUGUUAUUGAUAAGCCAAAACCUUUUUCCUCAUCUGAUGUAUCAAUGGCACAUAGGAGCACUGGUGUGCACAGGGGAAGUCCCCUUUAUGGCCCACAAGAAAGUGUCCUAAUAGCCAUUUUCAUUUCCCCGUAACAUUUCCCUCCACAUAAGAUUGUUUGUAUACUGCCUUUCAGCCUCCAAAAGGCCCCAAGACAAUUGACAAUGUUAAAAUAGCAUUUAGAGGGGGAAGCCAAGAACGCAUUUAAAAAAUCCAUAGACAAAUGAGAAUUCAAACCAUUCAAAGCUGUGCAGAAUGAAGAGGCUUAACUACCUGGACGUAGUCAGUGAAGAGGCCUCCCAAGUUGCAUGCAAAUAAUGAGCAUGUUUGUGUGGAAGAAGGUGGUCCUUCAAAGCUGGCAUUGCCCCUAAUAUAAAUAAAGAAACAAAAAUAAACAUGAAUCCGCUACUUUUUGGUGGAAACAGCACAGUCACCUGGAAUGUGUUGGAGGAUCACACAGAGAGUGCAGCAUUUCUGGUAAUUGCACUUUAAGAGUCUUAAUUGCCUUCCUCUUGAACCUUGCCAAACUCAAACCUGAACUUUAGAAACCAUGUAUGUUCAGCCUGGCUUUUGGUACCAGAGGUGGGUGUACUAGCCUCCCUGCUGGUGUCACUUCAUCAACCAAACUCAUAACAUUCAUUUUGGCUGGAGUGUACUCUUACUUUGUACUCAUUUCAUAGAUUGUAUGGGUUGUUCCAGGGCAGAGAUGGCAGCCAUGUUCUUCCUAGCCAAGCUAAUAAGAUUGCUAUGCUCAGUCUCAAGGGAGAUGCAAGCUCUACUGGCUCCGUAAUUCUCCCCAGUCUGGAUUGAAACAAGCUGGAGAAUAAUAGUCAACUUCACCUAUACAAACUUUACUGGGAGUACGGAUGGGGAAGAAAUUUGAUUCAGUUAGUGUUUAAAGGCAAACUACCUAAUUUGCACCUUCUGUGGGUCAGCAAACUUUUUCAGCAGGUCCACUGUCCCUCAGACCUUGUGGGGGGCCGGACUAUAUUUUUUGGGGGGGAAAUGAAUGAAUUCCUAUGCCCCACAAAUAACCCAGAGAUGCAUUUUAAAUAAAAGCACACAUUCUACUCAUGUAAAAACAUGCUGAUUCCCGGACCGUCCAUGGGCUCAAUUUAGAAGGCGAUUGGGCCGGAUCCGGCCCCUGGGCCUUAGUUUGCCUACCCAUGCAGUAUGUGUACAAAAUGCUUAUGCUAAAAUGUGCACAAAAUGCAUCUAUUGGGGAAAAUUGCAUACAAAAAUGUGUAUGUUAGGAGACACUAAAAUGCUGAUGAAUUUUCAUAAGGACUUUUUUAAAAAAAAUGUAAACUGAUGUGGAAAUAUGGAUAAUUGAACUUAAGAGUGAAUAAAUGGGGAACUGAAAUUGAUUGAAAUGUGGAGAACUGUACUUAAGAGUGGGAAAAUAACAAACUUAGAGCAACUGAAAUUAUCAGAUUCACCCAUUCCUACCUGAGAAUAAGCCCUAUAUGAUGCAAUGGGACUUACUUCUGAUUAAACACAGAACUGUAGAAUGGUAGAGUACAAUGCAGGAAUAUUCGCCCAAUGUGGGGCUCAAACUCCAUGACCCUGAGAUUGAGUCUCAUGCUCCAUCAACUGAGCUACUCUAAACAUGCAUAGGAAUUCUCUCUCAAUUCCAGAGAGGAAAAGUAAAUGACUUAAGGACCCAAUCUGGGGAAUGAAGAGGGGGUUUAUUUUCUGCUGAGGAUAAUUUGGGGAAUAAUCUCACCAUUGUUGGGGCCCAAUAUAUGGUGGGGGAACAGCACUCAAUGCUGAUCCAUAGCAUAGGGCCCAAUCCAAGGGUGGGUACCCUGCCAAAGGUAAGUAGACAAUAAACAUAUCUACCCUUUGAUUGGGCUCCUGCUGUGCUCCCCCAUACAAACCAAUGGAGUGCCUUCAGAUUUAUUCACUUGCUAUAGAGAAGGAAACCUUGCAAGAAGAUUGGCAGGCAAUUUUUUGGAUUUCCUCUGUGGUUGGUUCAGAAAAAUUAACUUAGGUCUUCUGAUUUGGGGGGGGGGGGUGUCAUAAAAUUUUGGGGUUAAUCCAAGGCAGGUUUAGGAGUGCUCAGUCAUCUAUUUUAAAAUAUGUGGCUUAGUGGGGAUGUGCUAUAUGCUUGUAGCAAUGGUAGAUUUUCAGUUUUGAAGCCUGGAGGUUGUGGUUAUAAGUAAGACUAACGAACAGUCCUGAAAAUUAGCCUUUCUGGCCAUUCAACUAGACACUGAUUAUUGCCAUGAAGUUGUUGAGAUUCCCCUCCCUUUCUCCUUCAGUAUCUCUCCUAAAGCAGUUCCCGUUGAAAUCCAACUGUUCUUGCACUGGAAUUCAGCACUAACUGGUUUUGCAGGCAGCGAGUGCCAUGACUCUUGCAGAGUCGCUAAAGUGGGAUUUAUUCAUGCAGAGGUUAAAAAUUAUUGUUCAGGAGCAGUUGGAGUGAUUAGAAAUUAAUAUUCUCUUAAAGCCAUUUAAAUGCUAAAAUGUUUAACCUUUCAAAGGACUUCAUAUUUUUCUUGGCUUCAAGCAAUCGUGGGCUGUGUGAGGCAUAACCACAUAAAACAUUCAUUUUAUCGUGAUUUUUAUUGUACCUCUAGGCUGGCAGAUCUACUAAGUUUCAUAUAUUUUGCACUUAUUAGCAGGUAUUUAACUCCCCAGAUGAAGUCUGCUGAACAUGUCAUAGUGUGAAAACACAUUUUCACUGGAGCAAAGAAAAGAUUAACUGCUCAAUACAUGGCUGUAGUACCAUCCUAGUGUGGUCAAAAGUAAUUCUUUUAAAAGAGAAAAGAGACGAGCUUCAUCAAUGGGCUCUUCAUUUGAAUCUUAUUACUAUCCUCAAUAUUUUAUUUCAUAAAAUUGUAGGGCUAAGUCCUGAAAUCUUUCCAGUUUAAUGACUUUAUAGUUCUUACCUUGCGUUUGUGCUCAUUAUCAGCCUAUGAAAUUGGCCACAAUAAGAUUGCCACUUGCCAAAGGUGACUGAUUUUCACAGCUUUGAAAACCAGCCUUCUAGAUUCACAGUGUGUUCUGCUACAGACUUUUCCACACCACAGAACAAGUCUUCCAAAGCCCACUUUCAAUAUUAUCCCCACGUCUUAUUUCUUCAGCUCAUUUAUAUGCCACCUUUCAUUACAAACAGUAUCAUGACAAUUAGCCAUGCAAUAAAAGAAUAAAAUAAAAUGUACAGUGGUGGCAUCCAAGAAUUGUUUAAAAGCUCAUUGCCUGGGAACACCUGAGCAAAUAGGUAGGUUUUCAGCAGUAGACAAAACAGCAAAUAAUUGGUGCCUGAUGCUGGUUAGCUAGUUGCAGUCUUAAAGAGGAGGACUGCAGUAUGUUAGUUGCAGGUCCCACUUGUUAAUGUGCCUACAUAGUACCUUUCCCUAUACUCAGAGCAGAAAUUUAGCCAUCUAAGAAGAGAAACAUGGAAGAGGCACCCUACUCAACCUCACUGUAUACCACUGUUAAAGGUAGUAUACAUUUGAAAAUUAGAAUACGUCAAAACGUUUUCAUUUAUGUGUUAUUGUGCUAAUGUAGCCACUGAGUUAAAUUGCAUACUUAAAACAUCAUUUUAGAAGAGAGGUAUUUUCUGCAACUUAUAGUUCUGCAGCUAUUGUUGUUGCAAACAACCAAUAAGCCAUCACAAUUUAUGAGAAAACAGUUAAGGUAUCUCUACUGUGAUGCAUAUUGGACCCUCCAGCUCUGUUUAAGGACUUACGGAACUUGGACUGUAGGUUCCUUCCAGUAGGUUAUAUUGCUUAUUGAAGGCAAAUAAAACAAUUUAUAUCCUUUGUUUUUAAAAUAAAACAACAAAUAGAUGAGCUACCCUUAAAACAAUGUGCAUGUGUUAUCUGGAACUGAAAUGAUGUCUUUGCUUGAUUUAUGAACAACGUUGGUUGCAAAUGAUGAUAAAUGUAUGAUACAGCUUAGUAUGAUUAUCUCUAUCUAUCUAUCAUCUAUCUAUCUAUCUAUCUAUCUAUCUAUCAUCUAUCCAUCUAUCUGGGUUAUUAAGUGUUAUACAAGUCAUGCUAAGUGCAGGCCUAUUGAAAUCCAUCAACUUCCAUUGGUUUAAAUGGGCCUACUCUGCAUGUGGCUAACUCUGGAGAUCACCCAUCAUCAUUAGAGUAUGGUCACAUCUUACGUGCAUUUAACUUACACAAUUUCAACCAUACGCAAUUGCAGGCUGCGGGUUGAAAUCCUACAAGUUAAAUGCAAGCAAGGAUGAAAGCUUAAAAACGUUUUUUUUUUUUUCCCUGCCAGAUUUUCCUGGCACAAAAAUAACUUUUAAGCUCUCUCCUUUGCUUGGGAAGCAAUGCCCUCUCCACACUCUGACUCUCAAGACUUAAAUGUUGACUAGUCUUUGACUGUUUCCACAAAUGCUCAUCUUGGCACUAAAGCCAACAAGAAAUCCUCUUAAGCUUCAGAAACAGCAAAAUUAUUACAUCUUCAUAUCAUAGGCCUGAUCUAAUAAAUGCCAGCAGCCUUUGCAGUUCUCAUCAGAAAUAAUUCACAGGUACACGGUGCCGUACUCUGCAUUAAAGGAAAGUGUUAUCUAUUAGAGAGAUGCUUUUAAUGCACAAACGGAGACUUAUGUUAGACAUUAUUUAACAACCCUGAAUUUCCCAAUCAAGGAUCGAAUACUUCAUCAGGCAGCCUGUCGUCAUAUACUUCAAUAAUGGAGUCACUUCCCAAAGUCUGACAGUUAAAUUACACAUGGUAUGUUUAUGAAUGUGCUUUUAUCACCUGAGCAAUUAAGAGUUCAGAAGAAGGUCUCUUUUUAUUGCAUGGCUGUGAGGUUGUAAUAUUCGGCCCGAGCUGGCUCUGGAAAUUUAUGUUUUGGCAGCCAGUGUAGUAUACAGAAUUACAUAUGAAGAUGUUAAAUCAGGAUGAGGGUGGCAAUAAAUUGUUUAAUGUCUGAAAGCCCUUGGUCUAAAAGCCAUUUUAGAACUUGUUAGCAAAUUUAAAAACUGACUGUAUGGUAUGACCACCAUAGUGUGUGAGCGGUUCUCUUAUGCAUAAUUUAGAAAUAGCUCCGUUGGUAAGUAAAAUCUUAAUGAAUGGAUAAAGUUCAGUAUAUGUCUUCGCUAAAUGUAUCGCCUCUUGCAUUGCAGUGCUUGUCCUACUCAUUGUUACAAUGAGACGACGGAAAAAGGAGCCCCUUGUUUUCGAUGAAGAGAGGGAUAUCAGGGAAAACAUAGUCAGAUAUGAUGAUGAGGGAGGCGGAGAGGAAGACACCGAGGCCUUUGAUAUGGCUGCCUUGAGGAACCUCAACAUCAUCCGAGACACCAAAACGAGGAGGGAUGUAACGCCAGAGAUCCAGUUCUUGAGUAGACCAUCCUUUAAAAGCAUCCCGGAUAACGUCAUUUUUCGGGAAUUUAUUUGGGAAAGACUAAAAGAGGCUGAUGUGGAUCCUUGUGCUCCACCGUAUGAUUCCCUGCAGACAUACGCAUUUGAGGGAAAUGGUUCAGUGGCUGAGUCACUCAGCUCUUUAGAUUCUAUCAGUUCAAACUCAGAUCAGAAUUAUGAUUACCUCAGUGACUGGGGGCCUCGUUUUAAACGGCUUGCAGACAUGUAUGGAACUGGACCAGAAAAUUUGUAUUCAUAG